AACUCGCUUAUCCGCGAUGAACUUUGGCGAACGUAACGUCGAAGCCGCCGUGAAAUUCCGGAAAGACCUUAGAGCACGGCGGGUUUCGAUUGACCUCUAGUAACAGGAUCAUCUGUCCUCGAAGAUACUUAACCCACAGCUAGCUAUGCGGAGCCGGUACGCUUUAUAGAGGCAUUCACACAUGACCACGAGCAGCUAGGGAGAUUGGUUCCACGCGCUGAGCUCCACGACGUUCUCUCGAACGACCUUUUGUCGAUGUUUUUCAGGAUGGCCGUUCGCAAAAAAUAAAUCUACCAGAAUCGAAGAAUAAAUCUUCCUACUUCGAACUUAAACCGCGUUAAACUGUGUCGCGAGCUUAAAAUGGUUAAGAACCACUGUUGCAGAGGCUUUCACACACGGGUCCGCGAGUCAGCGAUGGAGAUUGGUUCCAGGCGUUGAGCUCUCCGGAGUUCGCGCGCCGUUCGAGCGGCUCCGCGCGGUUCCAGGUCUGCCGUGGGAGUGAGCCCGAGCAGGUAGGAGCGAUUCGGUCGUUCCAGGUGCGAAAGAGAGAGGGAAGGUGCACCGCGAUCCGCGGGGCGAUGGGGGAAGGAAAGCCGCGAGAGCAGGAGUUCGUCGAAGGAAAAGGAGAGGGAGGGAGAGCCAGGGAAAAGAGAGAGGCAAGUCGACGAGAGAGCGAAGAGAAGGAUCGUCGACCAAUGAGACACCAGGCCGGCGAUGACGUCGCCGUUGUCUCACGUCGAAGUCUCACCAAAAGUCUUCGCCAGCCGCCAGUUCGUCCGCGGUCUCCCGGCUGGACGAGGAGUACGUCCUUUUCCACGACGUCUUCGCCGAGAGGUGGUUCAGUUUGUUUAUUUAUUUUUUCUUUCACGUUGUUGACCGACCAGCGAAACCAGCCAACAUUGGACUACGCAUACAAGGAGGCAUCGUGGCUGAAGGAGGCUGCUGUCAGCCAUGGGGACGGCCAAGAUGAAACAUCUUUGGCCGUUGGUGGCGUGGAUACUUCUAUCUCUGUGUCCAGCCGAAUCACUCAGGGGACUCGGCCGUGGAUCGAGGAGAGAAGUGUUCUUUCUGAACCUCGAAGACGGCUACUUCGGCUGCCAGGUGAACGAGUCGACGGACGUUCUGCAGCUCUUGGAGCUGUCCAAGCUGUGUGAUGGCAACGUCGACUGUUUCCAGGGCACGGACGAGCAACGCGACAAAUUGAAGUGCACAGAUGACUGUACAAAAGAGGACGGGACCAGAUGCUUCAACGGCGUUUGCUUGGAUUCCGUUUGUCAUUGCAACGACGGUUUUGGUGGUUGCAACUGUCAAGUGCCAGAUGAAAACGAGUGCAAGUACCGCCCCUGUGAUAUAUUCGCGCAUUGCACGAAUACCCUAGGUAGCUUUCAAUGUUCCUGUUUCCCUGGCUACCGAGGCGACGGCUUCUACUGCGAAGACAUCAACGAGUGCGAUAACCCAGCGUUCGCCGCGAGAUGCGUGGAGAACGCGGAGUGCUGCAACCUCCCGUCCAACUUCCUGUGUAAGUGCAAGUCGGGUUACAUUGGCGACGGUGAGGUGCACUGCGAGGACGUAAACGAAUGCACGGUGCCUGGUGCGUGCGCGGAUAAUUCCAUCUGCCACAACAUCCCUGGCAAUUAUACUUGCGCGUGUCAAGAUGGCUUCACGGGAGACCCUUACGAAAGCUGCGUCGACAUAAACGAAUGCGAAUACGCUGGUGCUUGCGGGAGGGAUGCCCUGUGCGUGAACUUGCCCGGUGGCCACAAGUGCGAGUGUCCCGAGGGCUUUAACGGCAAUCCCGAGGAAGAAUGCGUGGACAUCGACGAGUGCGCUCGCAGCCCUUGCGGUCGUUCAGCUCACUGCACAAACGUGCACGGCAGUUUCCGCUGCUCAUGCCCGGAAGGAAUGAGCGGCGAUCCUUGGACGGGCUGUCACGAUGUAAACGAGUGCGAGGACGGCGCACCGUGCUCGGCGGACGCCGAUUGCGUGAACACAGAGGGUAGUUUCGAGUGCAGAUGCCGGGGUGGCUAUCAGAUGGAUCUGAAUCGCAAUUGCGUGGACGUGAACGAGUGCAGUAGGCCAGACGCGUGCGCUGAGAACGCUAAAUGCAUCAACGUCCCGGGAUCGUACAAGUGCAUCUGCCCCCAGGGUUUCAUCGGUCAAGGGCUAACAUUGUGCGAAAACGUGAACGAAUGCGAGGCAAACCCUUGCGGCGAGAACGCCGAGUGCAGCGACACGAUCGGCAGUUUUGCGUGCAGCUGCAAAGCGGACUACACGGGCGACCCGUUUAAGGGAUGCAGCGAUAUCGACGAAUGCACGGCGUUGGACAAUCCUUGCGGAAGGUACGCCAUCUGCAAGAACACGGAUCCUGGAUACACAUGCGACUGUCCGCCGGGGUACAGUGCCAACCCUAGUCCGAAAGUUGCAUGCGACCAGACCGACGUGACCACUCUGUGCAAAUCGAACUUCGACUGCGUGAACAACGCCGAGUGCAUCGAAGGCCAGUGCUUCUGCAAGAACGGGUUCAAGGCCGUCGGGGCUGAAUGCGUGGAUCUCGACGAGUGUCUCUCCAAUCCCUGCGGACCGGCGUCUAUCUGUACCAACUCUAGAGGAAGCUACCAUUGCGAGUGCGAAUCCGGUUUCGUUGGAACCCCGCCACACAUUCCCUGCAAAGCACCAUGCGACGAAGUGACGUGCGGCGAGCACGCGUUCUGCAAAGCGGACGGCCACGAGGCUUACUGCAUAUGCGAAGAUGGCUGGACGUUCAAUCCCAACGACAUCGCGGCUGGUUGCGUUGAUAUAAACGAAUGCGACGCGGUAAACGGUCCUUCGGGACGCUGCGGCAAGAACGCGGUCUGCACGAACACCCUUGGCGGCUUUAGUUGCCAAUGCAAGCCCGGAUACUCUGGAAACGCCUUCAAGCAGUGCAUGGACGUGGACGAAUGCACGAGACACGACAUAUGCGGCCACGGUGCUACUUGCGCGAACACGGAGGGUUCUUACACGUGUACCUGUCCGGAAGGUACCAUACCGGAUCCUGAUCCAUCCAUCAAGUGCGUCGGUAUAGUUACUUGCGAGGUUGACGGCGAUUGUCCUGGAAAUGCCAUUUGCGACCCACAGAAACGCUGUCUGUGCCCUGAACCCAACGUUGGAAACGAUUGUAGACAUCCCUGCGAGGACCUGUCCUGCGGACCAAACGCUCACUGCAUGCUGUCCAACGACGUGGCGACGUGUCUCUGUCGCAACGGCUACACAGGAAAGCCUGGAGUGAAGGGCGGCUGCAGAGACAUCGACGAGUGCGUCAUCAAUCCGUGUCCUCAGGGCGCGAUUUGUAACAACGAGCCAGGCUCGUUCUCCUGUCAAUGUCCCAGCGGCACCACGGGAGAUCCUUACAACGGCGGAUGCCAAGAGUCGAAGGCCCCUCACGUCUGCGGGCCCAGCACCCCGUGUCCAGCUGGGGAACAGUGCAUCAAGGACGAGUUCGUCGGCAGCAGCGUAUGCAUCUGUCAACGGGGCUACACGCGCGACCACGAGACAGGCAAAUGCAGGGACAUCAACGAGUGCAUGGAGCUCAGGGAGAAGCCUGCGUGCGGGGUCAACGCCAUUUGCAAGAAUCUACCCGGUAGCUACGAGUGCCAGUGCCCGCCCGGGUUCAAUGGAAAUCCAUUCUCGCUAUGCGAAGAAUGCAACAGCAUCGAAUGCCAGUGUCAGCCACCGUACAAGAUCGUGAAAGGCAAGUGUAUGUUGGCUGGCUGCUCCAAGGGUGAGAAGUGUCCAAGCGGAGCCGAGUGUAUAACGAUAGCAGGCGGAGUCAGCUACUGUGCUUGUCCCAAGGGCUACACUACCAAGACCGAUGGUUCUUGCGAGGACAUAAACGAAUGCAUCGUUGGACACCAAGUCUGCGGCUACGGAGCCGAGUGCUUGAACCAACCAGGCUCCUACCAAUGCGUCUGUCCACACGGCUAUGGCGGCGAUCCCUACAAUGGUCUCUGCUCUCCAGCGCAGAAAAGGUGCACCAACGAUAACGAGUGCAGAGCGAACGAGAAGUGCGUGCAACCGGGUGAAUGCGUUUGCCCACCACCGUUUUACUCGGACGCUCUCGAUGGGAACCUUUGCAAGAACCCUUGCGAUCGGUUCCCUUGCGGAAUGAACGCUAAAUGUACACCGAGCGAUCCACCGAGGUGCAUGUGCGAGGCUGGCUACGAAGGAGAUCCACAGCACGGUUGCGUGGACGUCAACGAGUGCGCGAACAACCCAUGCGGACACGGCGCCUACUGUAUCAACACCAAAGGCGACCACGUCUGCGAGUGUCCCAGAGGAACCGUCGGCGAUCCCUACGGUGCUGGUUGUACAGGCGGUGUCGCGAAGAACGAGUGUACCUCCAACGACGACUGCGAUAACAUAUUCGCCUGCAUCGGCGGAAGGUGCGCGAAUCCGUGCGAUAACAUACCCUGUGGUCCAAACGCGUACUGCGAGCCCGACAAACACGCUGCUUGGUGUCGAUGCGUGAUCGGAUUCGUCGAGGGCAAGAACAACGAAUGCGUUUCGCAGUGCGAUGGCUUCGUCUGCGGCUCGGGAGCUCAGUGUAUCGUGAGCUACAGCGGGCCGACCUGCAAAUGCAUCGAGGGCUUCAUGGGCAAUCCGUUCCCUGGUGGACAAUGUCUACCCGACGUCUGUUCACCGGAAGUACCUUGCGCCGAGCCGAGCGUGUGCAUAAGUGGAAGGUGCAAGCGUCGCUGCGAGGGUAUAGUCUGCGGAGUAGGAGCCUCCUGCGACCCAGCCACCAACAAAUGCGUCUGCAACCCGUACUUCAUCGGGAACCCUGAUCUUCUUUGCAUGCCACCGAUACAACCUGCCAUCUGUAAUCCCGACUGCGGUACGAACGCCCACUGCGAGUACAGCCUGCAGGAGUCCAAGUGCGUCUGCAAUCCCGGAACAACUGGAAACCCGUACCUUGGCUGUGGCGUGCAGCAAAAGUCUGACUGCUCCACUGCAUCGUGCGGCAAAGACGCGCAUUGCAACGCUGGACCGAACGCCGUCGAGUGUCUGUGUCCUCCUGGAUACGCGGGGAAUCCGUACAUUCAAUGUUUCGAUAUCAACGAGUGCAACGGAAACGCAUGCGGCGGCAACGCAGUCUGCAUCAACACCAUCGGCAGCUACGACUGUCGCUGCAAGGACGGAUUCUUCGGCAAUCCUUUCAUCGGCUGCCAACAGGUGCAAAUAGGUCCGUGCACCGACCCUGCGAGUUGCACCUGCAGCGAGUCGGUGCCAUGUCCGUUCGACUACAGCUGCGUGCACGGCAAGUGUAUAAACCGUUGCAGCGACGUAAGAUGCGGUCCUCGAUCGGUCUGCCAAGACGGAGCCUGCGUCUGCCCGCCAGGCUACAGCGGGAAUCCCAACGACCUCAGCAAAGGAUGCCACCUGCACGGUCACUGCUCCAACGACCUGGACUGCGAGCCUCAGCAGAUCUGCUUUCAAGUCGGCAAAGGCGUUCGUAAAUGCGUGGACGCGUGCAGCAAACUGCAGUGCGGCCCCAACGCGCUCUGCGUCGCCCAACAUCACGUCUCCUCUUGCCUGUGCAUCGACGGGUACCAAGGCAAUCCUACCAACCUGGUGGAAGGCUGUCAGCCAUCCAAGUCCGUGUUAACACCCGGCUGUACUCACGACUCCGACUGCCAGGAGGGCGCGUUCUGCCUCGUUCUCGACAACGGAGCUCGCGAGUGCGUGAAUCCUUGCAGCAAAGUGGUCUGCGGCGCCCACCAGAAAUGCGAACCGGAUAUAAUCCCCGGUCACGCGACCUGCAAGUGUCAGGACGGAUACGAGUGGAACCCCAUACUAUCCUCCUGCGAGAAACCUUCUGUUCCAGACUGCAUUUCCGACGACGACUGCCAUACCACCGAGGCCUGCAGACCGGACGCCCUGGGCGUACUGAAAUGCGUACCCGUGUGCCGCAGCUUCACCUGCGCCGUUCAAUCUCAGUGCGUAGCUGAACGACAUCGUGGUCGCUGCGAGUGUCUGCCUGGAUUCGUCGGCAACCCUAACGAUCGCCAAGGUUGUCAAACGCCAAAGAAGGAUCACUGCUCCACCGACAGCGAGUGCCCAGAGGAUCAAACAUGCAGGAGCACGGAAGAGGGUUUGUUAACUUGUCAACCAGUCUGCAACUUUGUUUCCUGCGGACCCAACGCCCUCUGCGUCGUUCACAAUCACGUUGCUAACUGCGAGUGUCCACCUGGACUCUACGCUGGCGAUCCCAACGACGCUAUCAAAGGAUGCCGCACCGUUCCCUGCGUCUACAACAUCGACUGUCCACCUACUCAGCUCUGCAAUAGGCUCACUCACACCUGCUACGACGUCUGCGACGAGGACGCCUGCGGAACGAACGCUGUCUGCAUAGCCGACGACCACAGAGCGAUCUGCCAGUGUCCCCCUGGUCUUCGACCCAAUCCCGUGCCCGACGUGGAGUGCGUCGCCAUCGAAGCCUGCCAUCCUAAUCCUUGCCACGAGUCGGCGCUCUGCGUCCCGGGACCUUCGAACAACUACAUCUGUCAGUGUCCGGGAAAUUUCGUGGGCGAUCCUUAUUCCGCCGGUUGCCAACCGGAAGGAUAUUGUGCGAGCGGCAAGGACUGUCCUGCUCAUUCCAUUUGCCACAACCAUCGCUGCGUUAAUCCCUGCGAGGACACUUGCGGACCCAAUUCCAUUUGCGAAGUCAUCAAUGGACAACCGACUUGCAAGUGUAUUCACAACUUUGUGCCAUCUUCCAAGGGUCCACAGGACGGCUGCGUCCGCACGUUGAAUUACUGCACCGUUGACGCCGAUUGCGACGAAAGCGUAUGUCUCGAGGGACAGUGCAUAGCUGUUUGUCGAACGGCAACGGACUGCUCCGUUGGCGAGAAGUGUGUGAACAGCAGGUGCACCGUUCCAUGCGUCUCCCAUAGUCAAUGCCAACUCGAUCAGGCUUGCGUGAACGGAGGAUGCGUCCUGGGAUGUCGAAGCAACAAGAACUGCCCCACUACGCAGUCUUGUAUUAACAAUAAAUGCCAAGAUCCAUGCAGUAGGAAAGACGUCUGCGGUCCAAACGCUAUCUGCAGUUGCACCAAUCACGCGACAAUCUGUACCUGUCCGCUUGGCUUCCAUGGAAACCCAACGCCCCAACAGGGCUGCGUCAGAGUACCGAAUAUAUGCGACGGUGCUCAGGACUGCCCAAGUCAGCACGUGUGCGUUUCCGGAUUCUGUCAGUGUCAAUGCAGCGAGCAGAACAACUGUGCCGAUGGAGAACGCUGCAAGAACGGCAUAUGCGUUAAGAUCUGUUACAGUGACAGCAACUGUUUGCCCGGCGAACUAUGCAUCGACGGACUGUGCGAGGUAGGCUGCACUUCCGAUGCAGGCUGCAAGGUCAACGAAGUGUGCAUCAACAAUAAAUGCAGAUGUAGCCACGGAUUCAUCGCAGGACCGGAACAUUGCCUAGACAUCAACGAGUGCGACGAUCAGCCUUGCCAUUCGAGCGGAGAGUGCGUGAAUCUUCACGGAUCCUAUCGCUGCGUCUGUCCUCAGGGAACCGCCGGGGAUCCUGUGGGAUCAGGUUGCGUGAUACCUCAUCAGUGUACCGUGAACACGGAUUGCCCCGAUUCCCAGGCUUGCAUCCAACACAAUUGCACCGAUCCUUGCUCCUUGGGCGACUGUGGAUCGAACACAAUUUGUUCUGCCGUGGAUCAUUCGGCAGUCUGUCAGUGUCAACCUGGAUACAUCGGCGACGCUUCGGGAUGCUUCAGAGUGGAGUGCCUAUCCAACAACGACUGUCCCACGGACAAGUAUUGCAACCAGGACACCAACAAGUGCAGCAGUCCAUGCAAUCAAGUGAACUGUGGAUACGGCAAUUGCGUAGCUUUAGACCACGCAAGCGUGUGCAAAUGUUAUCCUGGUUUUCUUCUGGCAGGCGACAUUUGCGCCGACGUCAACGAGUGCCUGGAAAAUCCUUGUCAUUCCACCGCGGUUUGCCAAAACACGGAAGGCUCGUACACUUGCGUCUGUCCGCAUGGUUUGGUGGGAGAUCCUGUGAAAUCUGGCUGCAAGCAACCUGGCGACUGUUUCACGGACUCCGACUGUCCGAUCUCUGCCGCUUGCAUAGACAACACGUGCAGGAAUCCUUGCGAUGUAUCUGUUAUUUGCGGCAGGAACGCCGAGUGUUUCGUUCAAGGGCACGUUCCGCUUUGCAGGUGUCCCGGCCAGACCACUGGGAACCCAUCGUCCGAGUGCAUUCACUUGGAGUGCAACUACCACAGCGAUUGCAGUCCAUCGGAUGCAUGCUUCGAUCACAAGUGCGUCGAUCCUUGUUCCCUCUCGAACGUCUGCGGUCAGGGGGCCGAUUGCUCUCCGUUGAACCACAGCGCAGUGUGCACAUGUCAACCAGGUGGUACAGGUGAUCCAAAUCUAGGAUGCACACCUGUCCAGUACUGCAAGUCUGACUCCCAGUGCGCGACUGGGUCAGCUUGCAACGGUGGAAUAUGCACAGCGCUCUGUGGCAGCACAAGGGACUGCAUCGGCGAUCAGCUUUGCAUCAAUGGACUCUGUCAACCCACCUGUAAGACCAACUCCAGUUGCCCCGAGUACCAGUACUGUCUGAACAACAUCUGCGUCCAAGAACUGCGUUGUAUAUCCGACGACGAUUGCUCUUACGACGAGAGGUGCAUCAAGAACAACAUCGGGCAGGCGGAGUGUCGCAAGGCUUGCGACUUGGUCCUAUGCGGACGCAACGCUGAAUGCAGGGCGACCAACCACGUCGCGGUGUGCUCUUGCGAACGUGGAUUCUUCGGGAACCCCAAGGACGACAAGAUCGGUUGCCAGCCUAUCGAAUGCGAGAACAACGACGACUGUAGCGAGGAGAAAAUUUGCGACACCCACAAGUGCAGAAUCGCCUGUUUGGCCCACAAUCCUUGCGGCGUUAACGCUAUUUGCACGACGGAGAGACACGUUCAGGUAUGCACGUGUCAGCCGGGAUACACAGGAGAACCGACCCACGGAUGUCAGCUGAUCGAUUAUUGUUCGAACGAACCUUGCGCUCCUGGAGCUCUCUGCGAGAACUCCAGAGGCUCGUACAAGUGCCACUGUCAACAAGGCAUGGUCGGGGAUCCCUACAACAGCGGCUGUCAACCGCCUGUCGAGUGUCUUUUAGACGACGACUGUCCACAAUCUGCCAAGUGCAUAAACAUCAACAAUGUACCAAAGUGUUUCGAUGUAUGCUCGCGAACGCAAUGCGGACCAAACGCUGACUGCGUUGCUGCCAAUCACGCUGCAACGUGUCAGUGCAGGUCCGAUUACGAGGGCGAUCCAAACAAUUUGAGCGUGGGCUGUCGACCGAAACCAAUCGCUUGUUCGUCAGCCGUGGACUGCUCGUCCACUACCUACUGCUACGAGGGAAUCUGUCGACCGUCCUGCCAAUCGGACGAGGAAUGCAAUCUAUCGAACGUGUGCUUGAAUGCACAAUGCCUGGAUCCUUGCGACAUCCGAGCCGCGUGCGGAAUAAACGCCGACUGCAACGUGAGGAGUCACAUUAAACAGUGCAGCUGCCCACCUGGCUUUACUGGCAAUUCGGAAGUGGAAUGCGUGAGGCUGCCCGUGUCCUGCAGAGACAGCAUCGACUGCAGCGAAGGCAACACCUGCCGCGACAACGUCUGCCUUCCGAUAUGCGCCAGCGACAACGAGUGCGCCUUCAACGAGAAAUGCGUCCGCGGUAACUGUCUGCUCACCUGCAGACUAGACAACGACUGUUUCCUCGGUCACAUAUGCCUGCACAACAUGUGCACGUUCGGUUGUCGCGCCGACGAAGACUGCAACGCGAAUCAGGCCUGCAUCACCAACAAAUGCAUCGAUCCAUGCGAGGCAAUGCCUUGCGGACCGAACGCCAAGUGCACCGUGUUCAAUCAACGCGCCACCUGUUCGUGCCCCGCGGGAUUCAUACCGAAUCCGACCGCGAAGGUGGCUUGCCUGAGAUCGCCGGGGGUGGGAUGCCAAGCGAACAGGGAUUGCGGGGUUGGAACGGCUUGCAUCGGAGGCGUUUGCACGCCCGUUUGCUCGACGGACUUGAACUGUCUGAGCAACGAGCGCUGCGACUCGUCGGGCAUCUGCAAGUCGCUGUGCAGGAGGGACGAGGACUGCAGAAGCGGGGAGAUCUGCGAGGGACUCGUCUGCGCGAUCGGAUGCCGCGCGGAUGUCGAGUGCCUAGAGAAUUACGCUUGCUCGAACAACCAGUGCCAAGAUCCAUGCUCGUUACCCGACGCCUGCGGAGCAAACGCGAGGUGCUCCGUCGUGAAUCAUCAGAAGUUAUGCGCCUGUCCCGCGCCGCUAGCCGGAGACCCUCUAAUUGGAUGCAAACAGGCGUUCCUUCCCUGCGCGACGGAACUGGACUGCCCAACUGGUCAAACUUGUUACGGGAGAUCCUGUUACGCGGCGUGUAGGAGCGACGCUAAUUGCCUGAGCGACGAGCGGUGCGACGGUGGUAUUUGCAAAGCGAUAUGCAACAGCGACGAUCAUUGCUCGGCGAAUCAGAUAUGCCUGAACAGGCUGUGCGACAUUGGCUGUCGCAGCGACAACACGUGCCCUAACGACGAAUCCUGCUUGAACAAUAAAUGCAGAAAUCCUUGCGAAGGCGGCAAGGCUUGCGGGGAAUGCGCUGGUUGUCGCGUGGUGAACCACGUCGCGCAAUGCAGUUGCCCAGCUAAUUACUAUGGCAACGCGUUGAUCACCUGCGUCAAGUCUAUGAUACCUUGCGACGGGUCCUGCGAGUGCGACGAGAUCGGCUUCUGCACGAAGAGCUGCUACAACCAGGACCAGUGUUCCUGCGGAGAAGUCUGUCACGGUGGGAAAUGUCGCGUCAAGUGCGACAUCAACAAUACCUGUCCAAAGGGCUACGUUUGUGACGGAGGACUUUGCUUGAUCGGUUGCCGCACUCAUUCCGACUGUCCGUCAUCUUUAUCUUGCAUAAGCAACCAGUGCGAGGAUCCAUGCUCCGCGAAUGGCUCUCCCUGCGGGAUCAACGCUCUCUGUCGCGUAUCGAACCACCGCGCGGUGUGCCUCUGCCCAGAGGGCUUCCAGGGCGAACCGAGUCAAGAGUGCUACCAACUUGAGUGCCAUCGAGACGACGACUGCGAGGCGAACAAGCGUUGCAGCGAGGACGGAGUUUGCACGAAUCCUUGCCUGCAACACGGUGUCUGCGGCUUCAACGCCCAGUGCAGAGUGGUGAACAGAAAGGCCCAAUGCUCCUGCCCACCUGGACACUAUGGCAAUCCUAAGAUCAACUGCAAGAAAGGAGGAGAUCAGUGCCUGAGAAGACCUUGCGGCGUGAACGCCAAGUGCAGGGAGACCCUGAACGGAUUCGAGUGCACGUGCGAUCCUGGAUGCAACGGAGACCCGCAUCAGGCUUGCAUAUGCGACGGUGGUGAGCUCUGCAAGGACACUCAUUGCGGACUGAACGCUGCCUGCCGUAUAUACAACAAUCAGCCACAGUGUUACUGUCCGCCGAACUUCCCGUUCGGCGAUCCAAUGCUUGGUUGUAGCGUGGACAGGAGUCUAGGCGACUGUCGUACGAACGGUUGCGGGAAGGGCGCCGAAUGCAUAAGGGAUGGCACGAUAUUCGUCUGUCGGUGUCCACCCGGUACCAGCGGUUCGCCGGAUAUCGCGUGUACCACAGAGCGCGAAUGCACCAGUGACCUAGAGUGCCCCAAUGAAAAAGCCUGCAUAAACCUGCAAUGCGUGGACCCGUGCGGUCUGCGCGGCGCCUGUGGGAUCAACGCUCUCUGUCGUGUGGUUCUCCACAAGCCGCGGUGCUCUUGUCCGCAGUGCUAUAUCGGUAUGCCCCGCACGGCCUGUCAUUCAGAUCCCAAAUGCGACACGCUCAAUCCCAGACCUCCACCGAGCAUCGGUUGCUCAUCCGACUACGACUGCCCGGAGAGUCUUGCCUGUCACUCGCGUACCGGCGAGUGCCGCGACCCGUGCUUGAGCUCGCGGUACGCCUGCGAGGUGAACAAACGAUGCCAGGUGAGGAAUCACAGGCCCACGUGCGUGUGCAAAUACGGUUUCGUGGUGAACGAGAUCGGAGAACUGACAUGCGCCCCCGACACGUUGACGUGCACGAGGGACUUCGACUGUCCGUCGAACGCCGCCUGCGUGAACGGGAAAUGCCAGAAUCCGUGUAACGUCCGUAAGAAAAAGCCGUGCCCGGCCGAUAAAACCUGCGACGUCCUGGACCACCGUCCCGUCUGCAUAUGCACACAAAACUGCAAUCCCUCCCUCUCCAUUUGCCUGCGAGACAGUGGCUGCUCUCCAGACUUGGCGUGCCGCAACUAUCGCUGCGUGGACCCAUGCAGAAACUCCACCUGUCCGGCUGAUGCCCCCUGUUACGUGGAGGAGCACAAGCCUAUCUGCAAGUUCUGUCCCCCCGGCUUUGUGCCAGAUACUAAAUACGGAUGCAUGGAAGAUACCAAAUGCACCACUCACGACGACUGUCUUUCCCAAUUGGCCUGUAUAAACCAGCAGUGCUUGAACCCGUGCACCAUCGAGAAUCCAUGCGACUUCGUCGAAGUCUGCCACGUUCAGGAUCACAGACCAGUUUGCGUGAAAGACGUAUCCAACGACACUUGCCCCUACUGUCCAGCUGGAAUGCAAUGCGAUUCAACGACGAACACAUGCGUGAAAGCGGGUUGCGCUAGCGACAAAGAUUGUCCGCUGACCACUGCGUGCAUCGCGGCAACAUGCCAGGAACCGUGCCUGGUGCGGAAUCCGUGCGUCAGGAACGCGGUCUGCAUGAACACCAAUCACCGAGCGGAGUGUAGCUGCGACGACGGCUACCACGGGAACGGCUUCCUCUACUGCGCUCUGGAGGACGAAGGCAAGAACAUUUGCCACUACAACGAGGAUUGUCCACCGAGCAAAUACUGCGAUCGCCUCAACAGACGAUGCAUCGACCCUUGUCUGGAGACCGACUGCGGCGACAACGCGAGCUGUCUGCCCGUGAACCACCAAGCCCAGUGCAAGUGUCUGCCAGGGUACGAAGGCAAUCCUCUCAUCGGAUGUACCAAAUUGUCCUCCGACCCUUGCGUUCCAAAUCCCUGCGGCUUGGACGCAAUGUGCGAGAACGACAAUGGCAAUCCGAUCUGCUUCUGUCCCAAAGGUCUGACAGGGAACCCGUUCGAGCAGUGCAUUCCAGACGGCGACAUGUGCCAAGGCAACCCCUGCGGAGCCAACUCUGGUUGCCGCGUGGUAUCAGGGAACGUGAGAUGUUUCUGUCUGCCAGGAUACGAGGGAAGCCCUCCUCAAGCUCCGUGCACGCUUCCAAACAGCCCUUGCGAGCCGUCUCCCUGCGGACCCAACACCCAAUGCACGGUCUUGGCCAAUGGCCUGUCGAAAUGUACUUGCUUGCCUGGAUACAUCGAGACUCCCAACACGAUCAGAGGAUGCGCGCCCAAGACGGACCAAUGCGAUCCCAAUCCUUGCGGGCUCGGUGCUAAAUGUGACGCGAACAGAGUGCCAGCUUGCUACUGUCCUGAGCAGACGCUUGGAAAUCCUUAUCAGAGCUGUGCAGCACCACCAACCAACGUGCACGAUCCUUGCUUACUGAUCCCCUGCGGAAAGAACGCCAUCUGCAUCGUCGAAAACGGGGUUGCAAAGUGCAAGUGCGUUCCACCGUACAUUGGCAAUCCGUACAUAGACGGCUGCGAAGCUGAGUGCUUCGUGAAUCAGGACUGCGACAGUCGACUGGCGUGCUUCAAUCAGCACUGCAGGGACCCUUGCCCUGGCGUUUGCGGUACCAAUGCAAAAUGCGAGGUGGACGAUCACGUUCCCGUCUGUUCUUGUUUGACUGGAUACACCGGGGAUCCAUUCAUCUCCUGUAAAAUUGAAAAGUCUCCUCUUCCUGGACAGAAUCCUUGCAUGCCAUCGCCAUGCGGACCUCACAGCAUCUGCCGCGUGAUGAACGACCGUGCAGUCUGUUCGUGUAGUCCCGGGUACCACGGUACACCACCUUCCUGUCGUCCAGAGUGUCUGGUCAGCUCGGAGUGCCCUGUCCACCUGGCCUGCAUCGGCCAAAAGUGCGGCGAUCCUUGUUCCAGCGUGUGCGGUCAGAACGCUCUGUGUCAGGUGAUCAGUCACAACCCCGUGUGCAGUUGUCCUCCCGAGUACACAGGCGAUCCACUCACGCACUGCUUCAAGGAAGUCCUACCGCCGCCAGGACCCAAGAAUCCUUGCGUGCCCGCGCCCUGUGGACCGAACGCUGAUUGUCGCGUGCAGGAGGAUCACCCUGUUUGCACGUGCAUCAGUGGAAUGUUCGGUGCGCCACCGAAUUGCAGACCGGAGUGCUUGAUUCACCAAGACUGUCCCAACUAUCUCGCUUGCGUCCAGAAGAAGUGCGUGGAUCCUUGCGCCGGGUCCUGUGGAUUCAACACCAACUGUACCGUACAGAACCAUCGGCCCAUGUGCCAAUGUUACCAGGACUACGAAGGGGAUCCUUUCUCUGGAUGUAACAAAGUUACCUUCCCAGUGCCAUUGCCUUGCGAUCCAUCCCCAUGCGGUGCGAACGCGGUCUGCAAGGAACGCAACGGAGCUGGCUCCUGCAGCUGUUUACCCGAUUAUACCGGGGAUCCUUACGCGGGAUGCAGACCGGAAUGCGUUCAGAACUCUGACUGUGUUCACACGAAGGCUUGCAUAAACAACAAGUGCAAAGACCCGUGCGUGGGCGCGUGCGGCAUAAACGCUCAGUGCCAAGUGAUCAACCAUCAACCUUCGUGCAGUUGUCUGUCUGGUUACACCGGGGAUCCCCUACAGUCCUGUCACGUGCCACCUGUCACACCGGUACCAGGCGACCCAUGUCAACCUUCUCCCUGCGGUCCGUACAGCAACUGUCGCGUGAUCGACAACCAUGCAGUCUGCUCCUGUCAGCCAGACUACGUUGGCAGUCCACCACAGUGUCGUCCAGAAUGCGUGGUCAGCACUGACUGCGCCCAGAACACGGCUUGCAUCACUCAGAAGUGUAGAGAUCCGUGCGUGGGCACUUGCGGCCAGAACGCCGACUGCCAGGUCAUCAACCACAAUCCAGUCUGCAGUUGCAAGUCUGGAUACACCGGUGAUCCCUUCUUCGGAUGCGUAAAAGAACCGGAAAGUAAACAGCCUGGAGGCGACUCGAGUGGCAACCCAUGCAUCCCAUCGCCGUGCGGACCAAACUCCCAGUGUCGCGUGAUAGACGGCUUCCCUGCAUGUUCCUGUCUACCCAAUUACGUGGGCAGGGCACCGAAUUGUCGUCCAGAGUGCGUCAUCAACGAGGGUUGCCCUGGCAAUCUCGCCUGUCAGAACGAACAGUGCGUGGAUCCUUGUCCAGGUUCCUGCGGCGUCAACACCUUCUGCAACGUUGUCAAGCACAAUCCCGUUUGCAUAUGCAACCCUGGCUACACUGGCGAUCCAUUCACCGAGUGCUCGCCUAUAAUGGAAGAACCAACCACAACGGAACAACCUCGGACACCGUGCAACCCGUCACCCUGCGGUGCGAACGCGAUCUGCAACGAACGAAACGGCGCUGGAUCUUGCACGUGCUUGCCGGAAUACAUCGGUGACCCGUACACAGGUUGCAGGCCCGAAUGCGUCACGAACGCUGACUGCGAACGCGACAGAGCCUGCCUGAACAACAAAUGCGUGAAUCCUUGUCCUGGUACCUGCGGUCAGGGAGCCACCUGUCGAGUUGUCAAUCACACUCCAUCCUGCUCGUGCCUGCCUGGUUACACGGGAGAUCCGUUCAACGUUUGCACAGGAAGAGAAGCAGGACCCGAACCCUUACCUGAAAAUCCUUGCGAGCCCUCGCCGUGCGGACCCAACAGCAACUGCCGUGUCCACAACGAGCACGCGGUGUGCUUGUGUCAACCAGGAUUCGUUGGAAUACCACCCACUUGUCGUCCAGAAUGUAUCGUCAGCUCGGAGUGUCCUCAGAACAAAGCUUGCAUCGAGAACAAGUGCGCGGAUCCUUGUCCGGGCUCCUGCGGCGUGAACACCAAGUGUCUGACCGUGAACCAUAAUCCCAUUUGCACUUGUGCCGCGGGUUACACGGGCAAUCCACUCGUUCACUGUACGAGGUUCAACGUCACCCAACCACCAUCGGGCACCGAUAAUCCUUGCUCUCCCAACCCUUGCGGACCGAAUUCUCAGUGCAGGGUGAUCGGUUCUCAGCCUGCCUGCUCCUGUCUGUUGAACUUUAUCGGACGUCCUCCGAACUGCAGGCCUGAAUGCACCGAUGACUCCGACUGCUUCCACUCGGCGGCAUGCGUGGAACAGAGGUGCAAGAAUCCUUGUCCAGGUGCUUGCGGCGAGUUGGCGAGGUGCACCGUUCAAAAUCACGUACCGAUUUGCACUUGUCCCGAGGGCUACGAAGGAGAUGCUUCCGUGCGCUGCGUAUUGGCGCCUCCUCCGACGACCGACCAAAGCGUGGCUAACCCAUGUUCGCCGAAUCCUUGCGGACCGAACGCGCAGUGCCGCGAGAGGAACGGUGCUGGAGCGUGUGCCUGUCCACCAGACCUCAUCGGAGACCCGUACGAUAACGAGAGGGGAUGUCACAGAGAAUGCGAGUCGAACAACGACUGUGCUCCACAACUGGCUUGCGUUGGGUUCAAGUGUUCCGAUCCUUGCCCGAGCACCUGCGGUGUGCUGUCCGUUUGCAAUGUCCAGCAACACGUCCCAGUGUGUGUCUGUCCUCCUGGAUAUACCGGAGACCCGUACUUUGCUUGCGAGAUUCAAGAAAUGACCAGUGUGUCCCCGUUGGACCCGUGUUCGCCAUCGCCUUGCGGCCCCAACAGCAAGUGUCGCGAAGUGAAUGGCCAGGCAGUGUGCACGUGUCUCCCAGAGUACAGAGGAAUCUCGCCAAACUGCAGACCAGAAUGCGUGGUAAACGCAGAGUGUCCUGCUCACCUCACCUGCCUGAACAAGAAGUGCGCGGAUCCAUGCCCGAACACCUGCGGAUUGAGGGCGCAGUGCACCACCAAAAACCACAAUCCAAUUUGCACGUGCUCCGUAGGCUUCACCGGUGAUCCUUUCACUCUGUGUUCACCCAUUUUUUACAAUGACACCCUCGCCACGGAACGGCCACCAUCUUGUACUCCGUCGCCUUGCGGUCCAAACUCUCUCUGCCAGAUUAUAUCGGGAAACCCAGCGUGUUCAUGUCUACCAACUUACAUCGGCGUUCCUCCGGAGUGCAGGCCAGAGUGCAUCUUGAGCUCCGAGUGCAAGAGUCAUCUAGGGUGCGUGAAUCAGAGAUGUCAGGAUCCCUGUCCAGGCUCGUGCGGCGUCAACGCUCAGUGCCAUGUCCUGAAUCACAUACCGGUUUGCACGUGCAUGGAGGGCUUCACUGGAGAUCCUUUCACGCAGUGUAUACUAGUUCCUCCGACCACGUUGCCACCAGUAAGCGACCCGUGCAGCUCAUCACCUUGCGGACCAAACGCUUUAUGCAAUAACGGCGAAUGCGAGUGUCUCCCGGAAUACAUUGGCAAUCCGUACGAAGCCUGUCGUCCAGAAUGCGUUGUGAACCUGGAGUGUCCCCGCGACAAGACCUGUCUCAGAAACAAAUGCAAGGAUCCUUGUCCCGGGACGUGUGGUCAAAACGCAGUCUGCGACGUCGUGAAUCACAUACCCAGCUGUUCCUGUCCACCUGGAUACGUUGGGGAUCCGUUCGUUAGCUGUCGCACUCAGCCUCUAAUUCCACAUCCAUCUAAAGAUCCGUGCUCGCCUGUGUCACCCUGCGGACCGAACAGCCAGUGUCGCAACAUAGAAGACCACGCCGUGUGCUCUUGUCUUCAAGGAUACCUCGGUUCUCCACCGUCGUGUAGACCAGAGUGCGUCGUGAGCUCGGAGUGUCCACCAACGCGCGCCUGCGUGAACAAGAAGUGUACAGAUCCUUGCCUCGGCUCCUGCGGCUUGAACGCGAGGUGCGAAGUGAUCAAUCAUUCGCCGAUCUGUAGCUGUCUACCUGGCCAGACCGGGGAUCCGUUCAAGAGCUGCUACGACUUUCCAGAUGUGCCGGACGGCAAGGACUCGGGAGAUCCUUGCAAACCGUCAACCUGCGGACCAAACGCCCAGUGCCAGAACGCAAACGGUUAUCCAUCCUGUUCUUGCCUACCUGGAUACAUAGGCGUACCGCCGUCCUGUCGUCCAGAGUGCCUGAUCAAUCCUGACUGCCCAUCCGACAAAGCCUGCAUCAACUCGAAGUGCACGGAUCCAUGUCCGGGAUCCUGCGCGGAGAACGGCAAUUGCAUGGUCGUUAAUCACGCUGUCGUGUGCUCCUGCACACCUGGUUACACUGGAAAUCCGUUCGUUCAGUGCAUCGAACUGGAAGAGGAAUCCAUAAAUCCGUGCGAGCCCUCGCCUUGCGGGCCAAACGCCGUCUGCCAACAACGCGACAACGUGGGAGCGUGCAUCUGCAUCGACGACUACCACGGCAACCCUUACGAGGGAUGCCAGCCAGAGUGCAUCCUCAGCUCCGAUUGUCCAACGAAUAAGGCUUGCGUUCGCAACAAGUGCGAGGACCCCUGCCCUGGAAUAUGCGGCAUUCAGGCUCAGUGCUCGGUCAUCAAUCACAUUCCAACCUGCACCUGUCAACCUGGCUACGUGGGAGACCCCUUCACGAUCUGCACGCAGCCUCUGAUCACGUCCACGGAGUCUACUAGAACGGACCCGUGCAGCCCAUCGCCCUGCGGACCGAACAGUUUGUGCCGAGCCGUGAACGAUCAGGCCGUCUGCACGUGCCAGGAGUCCUACAUCGGUUCGCCGCCAAACUGCAGGCCAGAGUGCGUGGUGAACUCCGAAUGUCCUCAGAACAGAGCGUGUUACAAGUACAAGUGCUCCGAUCCCUGCCCAGGAACGUGCGGAGUAGGGGCCAAUUGUCGCGUGAUCAACCACAAUCCACUUUGCAGCUGCGCGCCAGGAACCACUGGAGAUCCGUUCUCCAGAUGUUAUCCUCAAAUGGUCACGCCAUUGCCACCGAUCGGCGAUCCUUGCAGACCAAGUCCAUGCGGUCUGUACGCAGAGUGCAGAGCGAUUGGCGAUCAAGCCGCUUGCUCCUGUUUGAAGAACUACAUAGGUCUGCCACCCAACUGUCGACCCGAGUGCGUCGUCAAUACCGACUGUCCAUCGAACCAGGCGUGCAUCUCUGAAAAAUGUCGAGAUCCUUGCAUCGGAUCGUGCGGUCAGAACGCUGAUUGCCGUGUGCAGAACCAUAUUCCUGUUUGCCUCUGUCAAACAGGGUACACCGGUGAUCCUUUCUCCCUGUGCACGGAGAUACAAGAACAACCCAGAGUACCCGAAGACAUGUGCAAUCCGUCUCCUUGCGGACCCAACGCGGAGUGCGACGAGGGCAACUGCAAGUGUCUUCCGAACUACUUCGGCGAUCCUUUCUCGUACUGUCGUCCAGAGUGCACUAUGAACUCGGACUGCUCUAGAGUGAAGACAUGCGUGAAUCAUUACUGCAUGGAUCCGUGCGUUGGCACCUGCGGUACCAGCGCGCAGUGCGACGUGGUCAAUCACAUCCCGAUGUGCAGCUGCCCUCCUGGCACCACGGGGGAUCCGUUUGUUCUUUGUCGACCGCACGUUAUCAAUGAGCCCAGGCAACAACCAUGCACACCAUCUCCCUGCGGCGCGAACAGUGUCUGCAAAGUGGUGAACGAUCACGCAGUCUGCUUGUGCCAACCUGGCCUGAUAGGCAGUCCACCCGCCUGCAGGCCAGAGUGCGUGGUCACCGCCGAUUGUCCUCUGACUCAAGCUUGUCUCGGAAACAAGUGUCAGGACCCGUGUCCAGGCACUUGCGGUCAGAACUCCAAGUGCCAAGUGGUCAACCACAACCCUAUAUGCAUCUGUUACGAGGGAUACACUGGCGAUCCGUUCACCAGGUGUUACCCUAGGCCAAAAGAGCCACCGAGGCCAACGAACCCCUGCCAACCAUCCCCCUGUGGACCAAACGCGGAGUGCCAAGUGAGAGGCGAUAGUCCAGCUUGUUCGUGUGUGCAAAAUUACAUCGGUGUACCGCCUAAUUGUAGACCCGAGUGCACGAUAAAUCCCGAGUGUCCGCCGCAUUUAGCGUGCAUGCAGCAAAAGUGUCGCGAUCCGUGUGUCGGUUUGUGCGGUUCGAACGCUGAGUGUACGGUAGUGAAUCACCACGCGGUGUGCGCUUGCGCGGAAGGUUACACCGGAAAUCCGUUCAGCGUAUGCGAGCCGGUCGCCAAGGAUGUACCCCUAGACCUUAGGAAACCAUGCGAGCCUUCCCCGUGCGGCGCCAAUGCAAUCUGUCGCGAAAACAACGGCGUCGGUUCCUGUUCCUGUCCUCCAGACUACAUAGGCGACCCGUACCAAGGAUGCCGACCCGAAUGCACCCAAAAUUCCGAUUGCGCCAAGACGAUGGCCUGCACGGGCCUCAAGUGCAGGGACCCGUGCCCAGGAACCUGCGGAUUGCAAGCCCGAUGCGAAACGAUCAAUCACGUUCCAGUUUGCUCGUGUAACCGUGGCUACUCGGGCAACCCCUUUACCUAUUGCUCUCCGAUCGUGCUCGAGCCUACCCUAUCAGAGUCAGACCCGUGUAGUCCCUCUCCUUGUGGACCCAACAGUAAGUGUCGAAACGUGAACGACCACGCAGUCUGCUCCUGCCUCGCAAAUUUCAUCGGAACCCCACCGUACUGUCGACCCGAGUGCGUGAUGAACAGCGAGUGCCCGUUGGACCUUGCGUGCAUCAAUCAAAGAUGCACGUCUCCCUGCACGAACUCCUGCGGUAUCAACACGCAGUGUAGAGCGAUCAACCACAGCCCAAUUUGCACCUGCAACCUCGGAUACACCGGGGACCCGUUUACGAAAUGCUUCCCCGCACCACAACCAACCCCGAACGACUGCUCCCUAGCCCCGAUCGACCCCUGCGUACCGUCGCCCUGUGGCACGUACGCGGAGUGCCGGAAUAUCGGUGGCACGCCUUCGUGUUCCUGCUUGCCCGCGUACCUUGGAUCCCCGCCGAAUUGCCGACCAGAAUGUCGCGUCAACUCCGACUGUCCCAUGAGUCUCGCGUGCAGCAACGAGAAGUGCAGGGACCCUUGCUUGGGAUCCUGCGGUGUCACGUCCUUGUGCUCCGUUUACAACCACGUUCCCGUGUGCACGUGCCCCGAGGGAUACACGGGGGAUCCCUUCGGCAACUGCUACCCAGCCCCGAUGAAGCCAACUGAACCAGCUGUCGUUGAUCCUUGCGCGUCAUCGCCGUGUGGCUCGAACGCCCGCUGCGAUAACGGUUUGUGCACGUGCCUGCCGGAGUAUCAGGGCGAUCCCUACGUGGGCUGUCGUCCCGAGUGCGUGUUGAACACCGAUUGUCCGCUGAAUCGUGCCUGCGUCAGGAACAAGUGCGUGGAUCCUUGUCCAGGCACGUGCGGCCAGAACGCGUUGUGUUCGGUGUACAACCACGUGCCUAUGUGCAGCUGCCCUAACGGAAUGGAGGGGAACGCUUUCGUUCUGUGCUCCGUUCUUCGAGGUACCUUUUCUCUUCAUCCUGUGUCGAGGAAUCCUUGCUCGCCCUCGCCCUGCGGACCGAACAGCGUGUGUCGAGAGGUCAACGAGCAGCCCGUCUGCUCCUGCGUGACAGGAUUCCUAGGUGUACCACCUGCCUGCAGACCGGAGUGCACGGUCAGUUCCGACUGUCCCCUAACGGAAGCCUGUAGCAAUCAGAAGUGCAUAAACCCCUGUCCUGGAACCUGUGGCUUCAGAGCUGUCUGCAACGUCGUAAAUCACAAUCCAGUGUGCAGCUGCUCGCCAGGACACAUCGGCGAUCCUUUCGUUCAAUGCGUGCCUGAACGUAAGACCCCGAUUGGCCGGCCUGUAGGGAACCCAUGCGAACCUUCCCCAUGCGGGCCCAAUGCUCAGUGUAGAGUUUCCAACGACGCACCCUCGUGCUCGUGUUUGCCGGAAUUUCUAGGCGCCCCUCCAAAUUGCAAGCCGGAAUGUAUCAGCAACAGCGAGUGUCCAGGUCACUUGGCCUGCCUGAACCAGAAAUGCGGAGAUCCUUGUCCAGGCUCCUGUGGAGCCAACUCUGACUGUCGCGUUGUUAGCCACACACCCAUGUGCGUCUGUCCUGGGGACUUCACUGGCGAUCCUUUCACUCAGUGUGUCCCUAAACCACCUGUGCCGAUCAACCUUUCCCCCUGCGAACCGUCGCCUUGCGGCUUCAACGCGAUAUGCAGGGAGUUGAACGGCGUUGGUUCCUGUUCUUGUCUGCCGGAUUACAUCGGAAACCCUUACGAGGGUUGUCGACCAGAAUGCGUGAUCGACACGGACUGUCCCUCCACAUUGAGCUGCAUCCGCUCCAAGUGCCAGGACCCAUGUCCUGGCACCUGUGGCACCAACACCGAGUGCCAGGUCAUCGAUCACCGGCCCGCGUGCGCCUGCAUCACAGGAUACAGCGGGAAUCCUUUCCAAUACUGUACCUUGAUUCGCGAAAUAGGAAACCAAACACAGUACAUGGACCCGUGCAACCCGUCCCCCUGCGGACCGAACAGUCAAUGUCGCGUAGUCAACGAACAAGGUGUGUGUUCCUGUCUACCAGAGUACAGAGGCUCUCCUCCGAUGUGUCGUCCAGAGUGCGUCCUAAACUCGGAUUGCCCUGCGAAUCGAGCUUGCGUCAACCAGAAAUGCGUGGAUCCAUGUCCCAGUUCGUGUGGCGCGUUCGCCACUUGCGUGGUCAGGAACCACAGUCCGAUUUGUGCCUGCAGAGAUUCGUACACCGGAGACCCGUUCACUAGAUGCUUCCCCGUUCCAACAUUCGUACCCCCCGCAGCGGUCGAACCAUCGCAACCCUGUCUCCCCUCCCCUUGCGGUCCGUACUCGGAAUGUCGCGUGGCGAACAACGGUCCAUCCUGCCAGUGCUUGGCCGACUAUACAGGAAGUCCUCCCAACUGUAGACCGGAGUGCACCGUCAACUCCGACUGUCCCAGCAACAGAGCCUGCAUCAGGCAGAAGUGUCUGGAUCCCUGUUCAGGAUCCUGCGGAGUAGGGACACGGUGCAGCGUGUUCAAUCACGUGCCCAUGUGCACGUGCAUCGAGGAGUACACCGGAGAUCCCUUCAACAAUUGCUACCCGACACCACCGCAGCUACCGCCCCCUGAAACCGAUCCCUGCAACCCAUCGCCGUGCGGACCGAACGCCCAAUGCAACGCAGGUGUAUGCACUUGCUUACCCGAUUACCAGGGCGAUCCCAACACCAGCUGUCGACCCGAAUGCGUUCUGAACAGCGACUGCGCUCAAAACAGAGCUUGCGCGAGGAACAAGUGCGUGGAUCCUUGUCUGGGCACUUGCGGCAGAGACGCGGUCUGCAAUGUCCUGAAUCACGUACCCAUGUGCAGUUGUCCGGCUGGAAUGUCUGGCAACGCGUUCAUAUCCUGCGACCGAGUGGAAGGUAUACAAAAGGAAUUUGUUCGGACGAAUCCAUGCAAUCCAUCGCCCUGUGGACCCAACAGUCAGUGUCGAGCUAUAAAUGGCCAGGGCGUGUGCUCGUGCGUGCCAGGAUACCUUGGCAUUCCGCCUACCUGUAGGCCAGAGUGCGUGGUCAGUUCAGACUGUCCAAGAAGCCUGGCCUGUAACAACCAAAAGUGCAUCGAUCCUUGCUCUGGCACUUGCGGCCUGAAGGCGUUGUGUCAGGUUGUCAAUCACAACCCCGUGUGCAGCUGCCCGUCAGGUUUCACGGGCGAUCCGUUCACCAGAUGCCAAUUCCUUCCUGCGAACAUACCAGAAGAGGAUACCUGCGCGUCCUGUCGAUGCGGCCCGAAUUCCGUUUACCAAACCGUCAACGACCAACCGUCUUGCGCCUGUCUCCCCGAUUUUAUCGGCUCUCCGCCAAACUGUAGGCCGGAGUGCGCGAGCAACAGCGAAUGUUCCAGCCACUUGGCGUGCAUCAACCGAAAAUGUCGAGACCCCUGUCCUGGCUCGUGUGGUUUGAACGCGGAAUGCCGUGUGGUCAGUCACACACCGAUGUGCGGCUGCCUGAGCGGUUACACAGGCGACCCCUUCACCCAGUGCACGUUGAAACGACCCGAGCUCGAACCCACGCCGGUGUCGCCCUGCGUGCCAUCGCCGUGCGGCCCUAACGCGAUAUGUAAAGAACAAAACGGAGCAGGUUCCUGUUCCUGCGCCCUGGAUUACAUAGGAAACCCGUACGAAGGAUGUCGCCCGGAGUGCACCGUGAACUCCGACUGUCCCUCGAACCUAGCCUGCAUAAGAUCCAAGUGCCAGAACCCCUGUCCCGGCACCUGCGGCCAGAACGCCGAUUGCGCGGUGAUAAAUCACUUGCCGAGUUGCACUUGCGUAGCUGGAUACACGGGAGACCCGUUCGUUAAUUGCCACGUCCAGCCGCAGAUCCCCAACGAAGCAAAAAAUCCGUGUAAUCCCUCGCCAUGCGGACCCAACAGCUUGUGCCACGUGACGAAUGGCCAGGCUGUCUGCGCGUGUUUCCGCGAUUAUGUAGGCAGCCCCCCAGGAUGUCGUCCAGAGUGCGUGGUCAGCUCGGAAUGUCCCUCGAACCAAGCUUGCGUCGAUCAAAAGUGCGUCGACCCCUGCCCUGGCCGUUGCGGUACCAACACGGACUGCAGAGUCGUGAAUCACAGCCCUAUCUGUGUUUGCAAGCUGGACUUCACCGGGGACCCCUUCACCAGAUGCUUCCCGACGCCAAAACCAUUGCCAGCACCCGUCGCUAACCCCUGUGUACCAUCCCCCUGCGGCCCGUACUCGGAAUGUCGCGACAUAGGAGGCUCCCCCUCCUGUUCCUGUUUACCAAAUUACACAGGAGGUCCGCCGAAUUGUAGACCAGAGUGCACGAUAAACCCUGACUGCCCCAGCAACAGAGCUUGCGCGAGGGAAAAAUGCAGAGACCCUUGUCCGGGCUCGUGCGGCAUUGGAGCGAUUUGCAACGUGAUCCAACACGUACCCACGUGCGUUUGCUCCCAAGAUUUUACAGGAGACCCGUUCGCUAGUUGCCAGCCCGUACAGGCGCCAUAUGUCCCGUCGGAUCCUUGCAACCCCUCGCCUUGUGGCACGAACGCACUGUGCGAUAACGGUUUAUGCAGUUGCCCUCCCGGUUACAUGGGAAGCCCCUACGAACUAUGUCAACCCGAGUGCGUGACCAACGACCAUUGUUCCUUCAACAGAGCUUGCGUUCGCAACAAAUGCGCGGACCCUUGCAUAGGAACCUGCGGCCAGAACGCGGUGUGCAACGUUUACGAUCACGUUCCCAUGUGUAGUUGCCCACCUGGGAUGUCUGGGAAUGCAUUUGUACUCUGCUCUGUACUACGAGAACCGCUGCCGCAGGACCCCUGCAGACCUUCCCCCUGUGGCCCUAACAGUCAGUGCCGAAUCGUUAACGGUCAGGCUGUCUGCAGUUGCGUUCAAGGAUAUCUAGGAACUCCGCCGUCUUGCAGACCCGAGUGUUUGGUCAGCUCCGACUGUCCACGAAAUUUGGCCUGUAGCAAUCAGAGGUGUAUAGACCCCUGUCUAGGCACCUGCGGUCUCAGGACUCAGUGUCAAGUUGUCGCUCACAAUCCCAUUUGCAGCUGUCUACCGAGACACUCUGGCGAUCCCUUCGCCAGAUGCGACCCGAUCAGUAAGACUCAUAUUGACACCCCGAUCGAGCCGGUAAACCCGUGCCAGCCGUCUCCCUGCGGACCGAACGCUCAAUGUCGCGUGGUGAACGACUCGCCAUCUUGCACGUGCCUGCCCGAUUUCGUUGGAGCGCCGCCCAGUUGCAGGCCAGAAUGCGUCAGCAACAGCGAGUGCCCGUGGAAUCUAGCUUGCAUGAAUCAAAAGUGCAGAGACCCUUGCCCUGGCGCUUGCGGUUCGAACACGGGAUGUCGAGUCGUGAGCCACACGCCUAUGUGCGUUUGCAUGAGCGGAUAUACGGGAGAUCCCUUCACCCAAUGCGUCGUUCAACAACCAACGAUCGUCGACGUCGCGUCGCCCUGUACACCGUCACCCUGCGGGGCAAAUGCUAUCUGCAAAGAGCAGAACGGUGCUGGCUCCUGCACCUGCUUGCAAGACUACAUCGGAAACCCCUACGACGGAUGUCGGCCUGAAUGCGUAGUGAACUCUGACUGCGUAUCCAACAUGGCCUGCGUUCGGUCCAAGUGCCAGGAUCCUUGUCCAGGCACCUGCGGCCAGAACGCUGUCUGCCAAGUGAUCAAUCACUCUCCUGCGUGUUCCUGCGUGUCUGGAUACACCGGCGAUCCGUUCAGAUACUGUAACCUCGCGUUACCAUCGGAUCCAGUCCCGAGGGACCCAUGCAAUCCAUCUCAGUGCGGACCGAACAGUCGAUGUAACGUAGUCAACGGUCAGCCAGUUUGCGCGUGUUACCCAGAGUACAUCGGAACUCCGCCAACGUGUCGUCCUGAAUGCGUGAUGAGCUCGGAGUGUCCCACUAACAGGGCUUGCGUCAACAAUAAAUGCAUCAAUCCGUGCCCUCAACCAUGCGGUUCGAACACCAACUGCAGAGUUCUGAAUCACAGUCCGGUAUGCAGUUGCAAACAGGGCUACACAGGGGAUCCGUUCAGUAGAUGUUUCCCUAUGCCAAAACCUCUUCCUGGCCCGGUCGCUCAGAAUCCUUGCGUGCCUUCGCCGUGCGGCCCUUACGCAGAGUGUCGCGACAUUGGCGGCGCGCCAUCCUGCUCUUGUCUAGCCCCUUACAUCGGUAGUCCACCUAACUGUAGACCCGAGUGCACGGUCAAUUCCGACUGCCCCAGUAGUCAAGCCUGUAUAAACGAAAGAUGCAGAGAUCCCUGUCCAGGCUCCUGCGGAGUCUCAGCCACCUGCAACGUCGUCAACCAUACGCCAUCUUGCGUUUGUCCUGCCGAUUUCACCGGGGAUCCGUUUACGAGCUGCUACCCGAAACGUAAGCACUCACUCGAAGAACCAGCGUUACCCGCGGACCCCUGCAAUCCCUCGCCUUGCGGUCCAAAUGCCCUGUGCACAGACGGCAGCUGUUCUUGCUUGCCAGAGUAUCAAGGAGAUCCUUACGCCGGUUGUCGACCGGAAUGCGUCCUCAACAGCGACUGUCCUACCUCUCGAGCCUGCAUCCGUAACAAGUGCGCGGACCCGUGUCCAGGAACUUGCGGUCAGAACGCGCAGUGCAACGUCUACAACCACGUACCCAUGUGCAGUUGUCUGCCUGGAAUGACAGGGAACGCGUUCGUUUCGUGUCGACCGGAAGACCCAUGCAACCCGUCUCCCUGCGGACCCAACAGUCUCUGUCGCGUAGUUAACGAGCAAGCGGUAUGCACUUGCGUGGCUAGUUUCACAGGAACCCCACCAUCUUGCAGACCCGAGUGUAGCGUUAGCUCCGACUGUCCGAGAAAUCAAGCUUGCAGUAAUCAGAGAUGCAUAAAUCCCUGCGCUGGGACCUGCGGCGUUAGCGCCCAGUGCCAAGUGAUCAAUCAUAAUCCCAUAUGCAGCUGUCCACCAGGCUUUACUGGCGAUCCUUUCGUCAGAUGCGAGCCCAAACAACCGUUAGCUCCCGUCAAUCCUUGCUAUCCAUCGCCCUGUGGACCUAACGCGGUCUGUCAAGUGGCGAACGAUUCACCCUCGUGCUCCUGUUUACCCGAGUUCGUCGGUGCACCGCCGAAUUGUAGACCCGAGUGCAUCAGCAACAGCGAGUGCGCGACUCAGUUAGCCUGUAUAAACAACAAAUGCAGAGAUCCAUGCCCUGGUUCGUGCGGCGGCAACGCUGAUUGUCGCGUCGUGAGCCACACCGCCAUGUGCGUGUGUUCCAUCGGCUUCACUGGUGAUCCCUUCACGCAGUGCCUCGACAGGCAACCCGACAUACGACCAACCCUCGCCACUCCGUGCACACCGUCACCCUGUGGUUCGAACGCCAUUUGCAAAGAACAGAACGGAGUAGGUUCCUGUACGUGUUUGCCCGACUACAUUGGCAACCCUUACGAGGGCUGUCGUCCAGAAUGUAUAAUAAAUUCCGAUUGCGUACCCACGCGUGCCUGCAUCCGGUCCAAGUGUCAGGACCCUUGUCCAGGAUCUUGCGGCGCGAACGCCGGAUGCCAAGUUGUCAAUCACUUGCCAACCUGUACUUGUUUCCCUGGUUACACCGGUCAGCCCUAUCAAUUCUGCCAGCUGAUCGUACCGACUCUGGAUGAGAGAAGAGAUCCGUGUUCCCCAUCGCCGUGUGGACCGAACAGUAACUGUCGGGUUGUCAACGACCAGGCAGUCUGUUCCUGUCUACCGGAAUACACCGGCUCCCCUCCAGGAUGUCGACCAGAAUGCGUAGUCAGUUCCGAGUGUCCGUCUAACCUAGCGUGCAUAAAUCAGAAGUGCAGGAAUCCUUGUCCUGGUCCUUGCGGCCUCAACGCGGAGUGCAACGUCAUACAUCAUAGUCCUAUAUGUGCCUGCAGACAAAGCUACACCGGUGAUCCGUUUAGUCGGUGCUUCCCAAUGCCAGAACUCCCUCCAGCGCCGAUACCUUCAGACCCCUGUUUCCCUUCACCCUGCGGUCGGAACGCGGAAUGCCGCAACAUCAACGGCAUACCUUCCUGCACUUGUCUGCCAAAUUACGUGGGCAGUCCUCCCAGCUGUCGACCAGAGUGCACCGUGAACUCCGACUGCCCUCCCAAUCAAGCUUGCACGAGAGAGAAGUGCAGGGACCCUUGUCCCGGCUCCUGUGGCGUGUUCGCCCAGUGCAGCGUGCUGAAUCACGUGCCAAUCUGUAGUUGCAUCGAAGACUACACCGGCGAUCCCUUCAGCAACUGUUAUCCGAAACCACCUUCACAACCACCAGUCUCCGACGAUCCUUGCGAUCCGUCGCCCUGUGGAUCGAACGCAGAAUGCAACAACGGCAUCUGUACCUGUCUGCCAGAGUACAGGGGCGAUCCGUACGCAGGAUGUCGUCCAGAGUGCGUUCUUAAUUCGGAUUGUCCCUUAAACCAGGCAUGCCUCCGAAAUAAAUGUAUCGAUCCUUGCAUCGGUACCUGUGGCCAGAACGCGAUUUGCGACGUGUUCAAUCACAUUCCGAUGUGCAGCUGCGGUCAAAGGAUGACUGGAAACGCUUUCGUACUGUGUUCCCCGAUCGCAGUAACACCGGAAACUCCAUGCAACCCAUCACCUUGCGGUCAAAACAGUAUCUGUCGUGCUGUGAAUGGACAGGCAGUUUGCACUUGUGUCCAGGGAUACGUAGGAAGUCCUCCGUCUUGUAGACCGGAGUGCGUAGUCAGUUCCGACUGUCCCAGAAACGAAGCCUGUAGUAACCUGAAGUGCUCGAACCCGUGCAUAGGAACUUGCGGCAUUCGCGCGCAGUGUCAAGUCAUAAACCACAAUCCCAUAUGCAGCUGUCUGCCAGGAUUGUCCGGUGAUCCGUUCGUCAAAUGCGAUCCUAUCGUGGACGUCGAGCCACAAGUCGUGAACCCGUGCAGACCAUCGCCGUGUGGUCCCAACGCUCAGUGUCAAGUAGCGAACGACUCCCCAUCCUGCACAUGCAUGCCUGGAUUUAUAAGCUCUCCGCCAAACUGUCGACCCGAGUGCGUGAGCAACAGCGAAUGCGCGAGCCACCUCGCUUGCAUCAAUCAGAAGUGCGGAGACCCGUGUCCUGGCUCUUGCGGAGCUAAUGCCGAGUGUCGCGUGGUCAGCCACACGCCCAUGUGCGUUUGCUCCACUGGAUUCACGGGCGAUCCGUUCACGCAAUGCGUGGUGUUCGAUGAGCGUCUACCUUCCCCGUGCACGCCAUCCCCUUGCGGUUCUAACACCGUUUGCAGAGAGCAGGACGGUGUAGGCUCCUGUUCGUGUUUACCCGAAUACAUAGGCAAUCCGUACGAAGGAUGUCGACCGGAGUGCACCGUCAGCUCCGACUGCCCUUCGAAUCUCGCUUGCACGAGAAACAAGUGUCAGGACCCGUGUCCAGGCACCUGUGGACAGAACACUGUUUGCCAAGUUAUCAAUCACUCGCCCACGUGCUCGUGCAACCCUGGUUUUACCGGAGACCCCUUCAGAUACUGCCAAAUCACGCGAGAGCCUGGUAAAGUAUAUUUGAACCAUCCAACCGACCCCUGCGUCCCGUCGCCCUGCGGGCCAAACAGUCAGUGCCGCGUGAUUUCCGGCAACGCGGUGUGCUCUUGUCUUCCCGAAUACACCGGAAGUCCUCCCUCCUGCCGGCCCGAGUGCGUCGUCAGCACGGAUUGUCCCUCGAACCGAGCCUGCGUGAACCAGAAGUGCUCGGACCCCUGUCUACGAGCGUGUGGACAGAACACCAAUUGUCUAGUCGUCAACCACAGUCCUAUUUGUACCUGCAAAGACGGAAACACUGGCAACCCGUUCACAAGGUGUUUCCAUUUUCAACGUAAGUCUCUCUAUCCACAACCAACGUUACCAGAUCUACCUCAAAACCCCUGCUUACCCUCCCCCUGUGGUCCAUACUCCGAAUGUCGAGACAUCGGUGGCGCUCCGUCUUGUUCCUGCUUAGCUAAUUAUUUCGGCAGCCCACCAAACUGUAGACCAGAAUGUACCGUGAAUACGGACUGUCCCAGCGAUCGGUCCUGCAUAAGACAGCGAUGCACGGAUCCUUGUCCUGGAUCCUGCGGCGUGGCGGCAAUGUGCUCGGUCUUCAGUCACGUGCCGAUCUGCACCUGCGCGGAAGGAUUCACGGGUGAUCCUUUCAGCAGCUGCUCUCCUGCGCCACGUAAGCCUCCUGCUGUACUGGUACCGCAAGACCCCUGCAACCCAUCGCCUUGCGGUCCGAACGCCCAGUGCAACGAUGGCGCUUGCACGUGUUUGUCGGAGUAUCAGGGCGACCCUUACGUAGGUUGCCGACCAGAAUGCGUCCUGAACACCGACUGUCCCCUAAACAGAGCUUGUCUCCGCAACAAGUGCGUGGAUCCUUGCGCCGGCACCUGCGGUCAGAGCGCAGUGUGCAACGUGUACAAUCACUUGCCAAUGUGCGGCUGUCCCGUCGGUAUGACGGGCAACGCGUUCGUAUACUGCACACCGUUCAGAGACCCAGUCGUGACCAAUCCUUGCAACCCAACGCCUUGCGGAUCGAACAGCCAGUGCAGAGAAGUCAACGGACAAGCCGUGUGCACUUGUAUCCCUGGUUUCGUUGGAAUCCCGCCUACCUGCAGACCAGAGUGCGUGGUGAGCACGGACUGCGGACCAACGGAGGCUUGCAUCAAUCAGAAAUGCAGCAAUCCGUGCGCGGGUUCCUGCGGAAUCAGAGCCACCUGUCAAGUAGUCAACCACAACCCGCUUUGCAGCUGCCCUGCGGGCUUGACCGGCGAUCCUUUCGUCAGAUGCGUCGAGAAACCGUUGGAGUCACCGCAACAGGAGAACCCAUGCGUACCAUCGCCAUGCGGCCCGAACGCUCAGUGUCAAACCAUCAACGAUUCCCCGUCCUGUUCCUGUCUACCAGAGUUCACCGGCUCUCCUCCUAACUGCAGACCGGAAUGCAUCAGCAAUAACGAGUGCCCGAGUAACAUGGCUUGCAUCAAUCAGAAAUGCAGAGACCCUUGUCCGGGAUCCUGCGGCACGAACGCCGAGUGUCGCGCAGUCUCUCAUACACCGAUGUGCAGUUGCUCUCCCGGGUACACCGGGGAUCCGUUUACCCAAUGUGUCGUAGAACAACUCAUACCGAUGUACGUGCCAAAGCCUUGCGUGCCGUCUCCUUGCGGCGCAAACGCCCUCUGCAAAGAGAGGAACGGAGCAGGAUCGUGCUCCUGUCUGGAAGGAUACAUCGGGAACCCGUACGAGGGUUGCCGACCGGAGUGCGUCAUAAAUUCGGACUGCGUUCCAAGCAAGAGCUGCGUCAGCUUCAAGUGCGAAGAUCCGUGUCCCGGCACUUGUGGCCAGAACGCGAUCUGCCAAGUGAUCAAUCACCUGCCCACCUGCAGUUGCUUGCCUAGAUUCACGGGAGAUCCAUUCAGAUACUGCCGCGAGGAAGAGAUAGGUACCCUGACGGAUCCUUGCCAACCAUCGCCGUGCGGGCCCAACAGCGUCUGCAGGGAGAACAACGGCCAGGCGGUUUGUUCGUGCUCACCAGGAUAUCUCGGUUCUCCGCCAGGAUGCAGACCGGAAUGCGUGGCGAGCGCGGAGUGCGCCUCCAACCGCGUGUGCGUUAACCAGAAGUGCGUGGAUCCUUGUCCAGAUCCAUGCGGGAGGAACGCCGUUUGCAGAGUCAUCAACCGCAAUCCGAUAUGCUCCUGUCAGCAAGAUUUCACCGGGGACGCGUUCUCCGUCUGUUUCCCUAUUCCACGUCCACCGCCGGAGUCAUUCAGACCUUCCCAGCAAGACCCGUGUUUGCCAAGCCCUUGUGGCCCGUAUUCGCAGUGUCGAAACAUCGGAGGAAAUCCUUCUUGUUCUUGCUCGGCUUCGUAUAUCGGUGUCCCACCGAAUUGCAGGCCAGAGUGCACUAUUAACGCGGAGUGCUCCAGCGCGUUGGCUUGCAUCAGGGAGAGGUGCUCGGACCCUUGUCCAGGAUCUUGCGGUAUAGGAGCUAGGUGCACCGUUCUGAAUCACGUCCCGAUGUGUGCUUGCCCCGAGGGCUACACGGGAGAUCCCUUCACCAGCUGCGUCUUGACGCCCCACGUUCUCAUACCCGAUUUGUAUACAGCCGAGGAACCUGUCUCGGACCCCUGCAACCCGUCACCGUGUGGUGCGAACGCGCUAUGUCGCGACGGCAGUUGCACGUGCCUUCCGGAAUAUCAAGGAGACCCCUACACCGGUUGUCGACCCGAAUGCAUCAUGAACACCGAUUGCGCCCGUGACAGGGCGUGCGCGAGGAACAAGUGCGUCGAUCCGUGCACAGGAACUUGCGGUCAGAACGCCCAGUGUCAGACCAUAAAUCACAUUCCGAUGUGCAAUUGUCCGGCGGGGAUGGCUGGAAACGCUUUCGUUUCCUGUUCUCCGGUGCAGGAUGUAGCGACGAACCCUUGCUCGCCAUCGCCCUGUGGACCGAACAGUCACUGUCAAGAAGUGAACGGAGUCGCGGUUUGCAAGUGCGUGGAAGGUUUCCUUGGAAAUCCACCGACUUGCAGGCCAGAGUGCAUCGUCAGCUCGGAUUGCGAGCUGACGAAAGCCUGCAUCAAUCAGAAGUGCGCCGAUCCCUGCCCAGGUUCUUGCGCUGUGAGAGCAGAGUGCUCCGUGGUCAACCACAACCCCAUUUGUAGAUGUCCACCCAGUAUGACCGGUGAUCCGUUCACUAUUUGCACAGCCAUAGUGGAACAGCCUUCGGAACCAAUAAACCCAUGUUUCCCGUCACCUUGUGGCCCGAACGCUCAGUGUCAGGUGGUAAACCAAGCCCCAGCGUGCUCGUGUUUACCAGAAUUUUCGGGAACACCUCCGAAUUGUAGGCCCGAGUGCGUCAUUAACAACGACUGUCCGACUCGUCAAGCUUGCGUCGAUCAAAAAUGCAGGGACCCGUGUCCUGAUUUGUGCGGAGCCAACGCAGAGUGCAGCGUGUUCAGCCACACUCCGAUUUGUUCCUGCAGUUCAGGAUUCACUGGAGAUCCGUUCGUUCGGUGCACUCCACUUCCAAUCGAAAGCGAAAGACCAACCCCCUGCAGUCCAUCGCCAUGCGGGGCGAACGCAGUGUGCAAAGUAUCAGGAAACGCAGGUGCCUGUACCUGUUUGCCGGAUUACGUAGGGAAUCCCUACGAAGGUUGCAGACCCGAAUGUGUCGUGAACUCCGACUGUCCUGUGAACCUUGCAUGCGUGAGAUCGAAGUGCCAAGAUCCUUGUCCUGGAGCGUGCGGUCAGAACGCCAUGUGCAACGCUGUGAACCACGCGCCGAUGUGCGCGUGCAUUCAGGGAUACUCUGGAGAUCCUUUCAGAUACUGCAGUCUAAGUCCAGUGAAUCGUAAGAUCGACCCUUGCAAUCCAACGCCAUGCGGUCCAAACAGCGAAUGUCGCGUGAACAACAACCAACCGGUGUGCACUUGCCUCGCGACGUACAUGGGCAGCCCGCCAAAUUGCAGACCCGAGUGCGUGGCCAGCACAGACUGUCCCCUAACUCGUGUCUGCGCGAAUCAGAAAUGCGUCGACCCGUGUCCCAGUUCGUGUGGCAUGAACGCCAACUGCAGAGCCAUCAACCACAGUCCGAUCUGUUUCUGUAACAACGGAUUCACCGGAGAUCCGUUUACCGCUUGCUUCCGCGCUCCUGAAACCCCCGCAGAACCCUCGCCAUCGGUACAAAGGGAUCCCUGUCAGCCGUCUCCCUGUGGUCCAAACGCGAUCUGCCAAACUGUGGGCCAGACGCCAGCUUGCACUUGCUCGCCAGACUAUCGCGGCAGCCCUCCAAACUGCAGGCCCGAGUGCACCAUCAAUUCCGAGUGUCCCACUAAUCAAGCUUGCAUCCGAGAGAAGUGCAGGGACCCCUGUCCAGGUUCUUGCGGCUUUAACGCUCAAUGCUCCGUGUUCAAUCACGUACCUAUGUGCUCCUGUAUCGAAGGGUUCACGGGAGAUCCCUUCAGCCAAUGCAAUCAACAGGCUACACCCAUCGAACCAACAGAAGUAGAUUUGUGCAAUCCGUCCCCUUGCGGUCCGAAUGCUCAGUGCGACAACGGAAUAUGCUCUUGUUUACCCGAGUACUACGGGGAUUCGACGAUCGGCUGUCGACCGGAAUGCGUGCUCAAUAACGAUUGUCCUCGAGACAGAGCUUGCGUGAGGAACAAGUGCGAGGAUCCCUGCCAGGGGACCUGCGCAAGCAACGCUGUGUGCAACGUGGUGAACCACGUGCCAAUGUGUAGCUGUCCAGCUGGUUUCGAAGGCAACGCGUUUGCCUACUGUCGUCCUGCCAUAGUAACAACAAUCAGCGAUCCCUGCAACCCGUCGCCCUGUGGUCCUAACAGUCUGUGCAGACAGAACAACAUGCAAGCCGUAUGCUCUUGCGUGAGCGGGUACGUAGGCGCUCCUCCGACUUGCAGACCCGAGUGCGCUGUCAGUUCAGACUGUCCAUUGAACGAGGCGUGUACCAACCAACGGUGCCAAGAUCCUUGCCCAGGAAGCUGCGGGAUCAACGCGGACUGCAGCGUGGUCAAUCACAACCCGAUAUGCGUCUGCCGCGAUAGGAUGACCGGCGAUCCCUUCGUCAGUUGCUACCCACUGCGUAAGAACGCCAAUUCACCGUUACCUCCAGUCGAUCCUUGCCAACCGUCGCCAUGCGGCCCCAACGCGGACUGCCAAGUAGUAAACGACCAACCAUCCUGCUCGUGUAGGCGAGAAUUCAUUGGAUCGCCUCCCAACUGUCGUCCAGAGUGCAUCAGCAACAGCGAGUGUCCCUAUCAACUGGCGUGCAUCGGCCAGAGGUGCCAGGACCCUUGCGUCAACUCCUGCGGCGUGAACGCGGUUUGCAAUGUCGUCAGUCACACGCCUAUGUGUGCCUGUACGAAUGGUUACACCGGUGAUCCGUUUACCCAAUGUUCACCGCAGCCGUUCGACGCGCCAGUCAGCAGACCAGACCCCUGCAGCCCGUCGCCGUGCGGUGCCAAUAGCGUGUGUCGCGUUCAGCAGAACACCGGGUCUUGCACCUGCCAAGACGAUUACAUCGGGAAUCCUUACGAAGGAUGCAGACCCGAAUGCACGCUCAGCUCGGAUUGUCCGUCCAAUCGAGCCUGCAUCCGUUCCAAGUGCACGGACCCCUGUCCUGGAACUUGCGGUCAAAACGCUCAGUGUUACGUUAUCAACCACGCUCCAGCUUGCAGCUGCUUCGAACGGUACACGGGAGAUCCUUUCGUGUACUGCUCCCCUAUGAGAGAACCGCUUCCUGGACCCAACUCCGUUAGCCCUUGCGAACCGUCGCCCUGCGGCCCGUACAGCCAAUGUCGAGAGAUCAACGGCCAGGCCACGUGUUCUUGUUUACCAACUUACACAGGAACACCCCCGAAUUGCAGACCAGAGUGCACCGUUAGCUCCGAUUGCCCGUUGAAUCUCGCGUGCAGGAACAACAAGUGCGUCGAUCCCUGUCCCGACUCUUGCGGUCAGCAGACCACGUGCAGGGUCGUGAAUCACAGUCCCAUAUGCUCCUGCAGGCCAGGUUUCACCGGUGAUCCGUUCACUCGGUGCUUCUCGAGUCCACCUCCGGCUGUUAUGGACCCACCGAUCGAUCCCUGUAUCAACUCGCCCUGCGGACCGAACUCUCAGUGUCGCAACAUCAACGGAUCUCCCUCGUGCUCUUGCGCCCUAAACUACAUCGGUGCUCCACCGAACUGUCGUCCAGAGUGCGUGGUCAACACCGAUUGUCCCAGAAAUCAAGCUUGCAUUCGCGACAAAUGCCAGGAUCCUUGCCCAGGCUCCUGUGGUCUGAACAGCGUCUGCGCGGUCCACAAUCACAUUCCCGUUUGCACGUGCUUGGAAGGUUACACGGGAGAUCCUUUCAGCAUCUGCCAGCCCAAACCAAUCAGAGACGAACCUGUGACAGACCCAUGCAGCAAUUCUCCGUGCGGACCGAACGCCGAUUGCGACAACGGCGUUUGUGCUUGCAUUCCCGAGUACACUGGAAACCCGUACGUCGGUUGUCGGCCCGAAUGCGUGCUCAGCACGGACUGUCCAAACAACAGAGCGUGCAUAAGAAACAAAUGCGUGGAUCCUUGCCCCGGAGCUUGCGGCCAGAACGCUCUUUGCAACGCGAUCAAUCACAUACCUAUGUGCAGUUGUCCUCCCAACACCGCCGGCAACGCUCUGGUCGUGUGUUCGCCUAUGCGAGCUCCCACGACGACGAGACCGUGCAACCCAUCCCCCUGCGGUCCAAACAGUAUCUGUCGCGAGUUAAACGACCAAGCAGUGUGCACUUGCGCCCCCGACUACCUCGGAACGCCACCUUUAUGUAGACCAGAAUGCGUCAUCAGUUCCGAUUGUCGCAUGAACGAGGCUUGCGUGAAUCAAAAAUGCAGAAAUCCGUGUCUAGGAACGUGUGGCGUUGGGGCGCAAUGCCUAGUGGUUAACCACAACCCCGUGUGCUCCUGUCCAGAGCGUUACACCGGAGACCCCUUCGUCAGAUGCGAAAUGAUCAAAGAUAUAAUAGUGCCCACGAACCCCUGCCAGCCGUCGCCCUGCGGACCGUACGCCCAGUGCCGAGUGAUCAAUGACGUCCCAUCCUGUACAUGUCUACCUGAAUAUACGGGAACCCCGCCCAACUGCAAACCCGAGUGCAUAGCCAGCUCCGAGUGCCCCAGCCACCAAACCUGCGUCCGACAGAAAUGCGUAGAUCCCUGUCCGGGUCUAUGCGGGGAGAGUGCAGAGUGUCACGUAGCCUAUCACGUGCCCCACUGCGUUUGUCCAAACGGUUUCACCGGUGACCCGUACUCUCGUUGCUCGAUAAUAAUUCGUGACCCGGAACCCUCGCCCUGCGCGGAAGGCACAUGCGGCACGAACGCGUUGUGCAGAGAACGAGACGGUAUCGGGAUUUGUUAUUGCCCACCUGAGUACAUUGGCAACGCGUACGUGGGCUGUAGGCCCGAAUGCGUCAUUAACCCCGAUUGCCCGUCCAACAAAAUGUGCGUGCGAAACAAGUGCCAAGACCCGUGCCCUGGAACCUGCGGCCAGAACGCCGAGUGCACGGUCGUUAACCAUCAGCCAGUCUGCUCGUGUCGGUCGGGAUUCACUGGCGAUCCGUUUGUCGUGUGUACCGUGGAUAUAAUGGUCCCAACGAAAGAGAACCUGUGUAACCCAUCGCCCUGCGGACCCAACAGUCAGUGCAGAGAAGUAUCUGGUCAGGCCGUGUGUUCGUGCCUGCCUACCUACGUCGGCACACCACCUGGAUGUAGACCCGAGUGCGUUGCUAGCUCCGAGUGUCCCACUCAGCUCGCGUGCAAGGACUACAAAUGUACAAACCCGUGCCCGAGUCCCUGCGGACUGAACACUAAGUGCAUCGUCGUUAACCACAGUCCCAUAUGUAGUUGCAUGCCCGGCUACAGCGGCGAUCCUUUCACUAUCUGCACUCAAAUUCCACCUGUCUCGAUCCCUGGCCCAACGGAGAAAGACCCGUGCGUACCAUCCCCGUGCGGCAAUUUCGCCCAGUGCAGAAAUAUCCGCGGCACUCCUGCCUGCACGUGCUUAGAGAGCUACAUCGGUCAGCCACCCAACUGCAGACCCGAGUGCACGAUCAACUCCGAAUGUCAAAGCGACAUGGCCUGCGUCAACAUGAAGUGUAGAGACCCGUGCCCUGGUUCCUGCGGUUCCGGUGCCCUGUGCGCGGUUAUGAAUCACAUUCCCGUGUGCAACUGUCCCGAAGGUUUCACAGGAAAUCCCUUCACACUUUGUCAGUUACUGCCAGCGACACCUCCAACGCCACCGCUAGAAGACGAAUGUAGCUCGUCACCCUGCGGUCCCAACGCCGCGUGCACGAACGGCGUUUGCACGUGUCUACCGGAAUUCCAAGGAAACCCGUACCUAGGAUGUCGACCCGAAUGCGUCCUAAAUUCAGACUGCCCCAGAGACAGAGCCUGCUCGCGUAAUAGGUGUACGGACCCCUGUCCUGGAAUCUGUGGUUUCAGUGCCAUUUGUACAGUGAUCAAUCACGUGCCCAUGUGUAGCUGUCCUGGAAACAUGACUGGCAACGCGUUUAGUCAAUGUAACCCUCUGACAGAUGUGAUACCCACUAAUCCGUGUAGUCCGACACCAUGCGGACCCAAUAGCGAAUGCCGCACCGUAAACGGUCAAGCGGUCUGCUCGUGCAUCAGAGGAUACUUAGGAAGCCCGCCGACCUGUAGACCCGAGUGCAUAGUCAGCACAGACUGCCCGCAAAACGAAGCCUGUAGCAAUCAGAGGUGUAUAAACCCCUGUCCUGGAUCUUGCGGCAUCGGAGCCAGCUGCAACGUCGUCAACCAUAAUCCUAUAUGCAGCUGUCCGUUGCGUUACACUGGAAAUCCAUUCGUUCAGUGCACGUUCUCCUACGUUGAACCUGAAACGAUAGAUCCCUGUCAGCCAUCGCCCUGCGGUCCGAACUCUCAGUGCCAAGUGAUCAACGACUCUCCCUCGUGCUCGUGCACGCCUGGGUACUCUGGCAGCCCGCCAAAUUGCAGACCGGAGUGCGUCAGUAACGGGGAGUGUCCUAGUCAGUUAGCUUGUAUCAAUCAGAAGUGCCAGGACCCUUGCGUCGAUUCCUGCGGUGCCAGCGCGAGUUGCCAUGUCGUUAGUCACACUCCUAUGUGCACCUGCCUGAGCGGUUACACAGGCGAUCCGUUCACUCAGUGUGUCUUUAAAGAACCUGUGAAUAUACCUGCACCCGUUGACCCCUGCAACCCAUCGCCCUGCGGAUCCAACGCUGUCUGCAAAGAAUCGAACGGCGCCGGCUCCUGUAACUGCAUUCCAAAUUAUAUCGGGAACCCCUACGAUGGAUGUCGACCCGAGUGUCUCUUGAACUCCGACUGCCACCCGAGUCAAGCCUGCAUGAACAACAGAUGCAGGGAUCCCUGUCCAGGAACCUGCGGUCGUAACGCCGAAUGUCAUGUUAUCAAUCACCUGCCAGUGUGCGAGUGUUAUCCUAGUCACACUGGAAACGCCUUUGUCCUCUGUUUACCUAUCGCACCAGAAACUGACCAAACGAUCAGUAAACCCUGCAACCCGUCUCCCUGUGGACCCAAUAGUCAAUGCAGACCGAUCAACGGACAGUCGGUGUGCUCGUGUUUACCGGAGUUCUUGGGCAGUCCACCUGCGUGCAGACCCGAGUGCACGGUCAGCGCCGAAUGUCCCACGAAUUUGGCGUGUAUCAACAGAAAGUGUAGCGAUCCCUGUCCUGGAUCUUGCGGCUCGAGCACGAGGUGCGAAACGAUCAAUCACAGAGCCAUAUGCUCCUGCCAACCAGGCUUCACUGGUGACCCGCUCGUUGCUUGUUUCGAUAUGCCAAUUGGAAAACCUGCUCCUGGACCGACGUACGCGAAUCCAUGCGCGCCUUCGCCGUGCGGGCCCUACUCGGAAUGUCGGAAUAUAAAUUCCCAGGCCUCGUGUGCCUGCUUGCCAGACUACAUGGGAACGCCACCGAAUUGCAGACCGGAGUGUAUACGAAAUUCCGAUUGUCCCAGCAACCAGGCGUGCAUUCAGAAGAAAUGUCGAUACCCUUGCGAAGGCGUAUGCGGCGUAGGAGCCCAAUGCUCGGUGAUAAAUCACACUCCGAUUUGCACUUGUCCGGAAGGCUACACAGGCGACUCUUUCGUCAGGUGUUCGCCCGCGAUAGUGGACAUGGACCAACCAGUGGAUUCGUGUGCCAACUGCGGCGCGAACACGCAGUGCCUGGAUGGAGUCUGCGUUUGCUUGUCAGAGUAUCAAGGAGACCCGUACCUAGGUUGUCGGCCAGAAUGUGUCCUGAAUUCGGAUUGUCCGAGAGACAGAGCUUGUAUCAAGAACAAGUGCAACGACCCAUGCGCUGGUACCUGUGGACAGAACGCGUUGUGUUCCGUCGUAAAUCACGUUCCAAUGUGCACUUGUCCGCCAGGAAUGUCAGGAAACGCGUUCGUAGUUUGCUCUGUGAUGAUAGUACAAACACCCAAAGACCCGUGCAAUCCAUCGCCCUGCGGACCCAACAGCCAGUGCAGGAAGAUAAACGAUCAGGCCGUUUGCUCUUGCAUUCCUGGUUACCUAGACACGCCACCGAAUUGCCGACCGGAAUGUAUCCUCAGUUCCGACUGUCCAUCCAGCAUGGCCUGCAACAAUCAAAAGUGUAUAGACCCUUGCCCUGGCACUUGCGGUAUAAGGGCGGAGUGCGUGGUGGUGAACCACAAUCCAAUUUGCAGCUGCCCACCGGACCUGACAGGCAAUCCCUUCACCAUGUGUAUCAGGAUGCCCGACGAGCCAACGGUUCUGAAUCCGUGCGUACCAUCGCCCUGUGGCCCGAACAGUCAAUGCCAGGUCCUAAACAAUUCGCCGUCUUGCUCCUGCUUGCCCGAGUUCCUUGGAUCCCCGCCAAACUGUAAGCCAGAAUGCGUAAGCAACAGCGAGUGCUCUACGCACUUGGCUUGCAUAAAUCAAAAGUGUCGCGAUCCUUGUCCCGGUUCGUGCGGUGCUAACGCCGAAUGUCGAGUGAUAAGUCACACGCCGAUGUGCGUCUGUUCCUACGGAUUCGUUGGUGAUCCGUUCAUACAAUGCCUUCCAAGACCAGUGAUCGAGGACACAGGUAAGAAACCCACGCCAUGCAUGCCGUCACCCUGUGGAUCUAACGCGAUAUGCAACGAACUGAACGGCGCCGGAUCCUGCAAGUGUCUCCCAGAUUACAUCGGCAACCCUUACGAAGGCUGUCGACCAGAAUGUACCAUCAAUUCCGACUGUACCGCCGAUCGUGCUUGCGUUAGAUCGAAAUGUCAGAACCCCUGUCCAGGAUUCUGCGGCUACAACGCGAUAUGCCAGGUCGUCAACCACGCUCCGCUCUGUACGUGCCAGUCUGGCUACUCGGGCGAUCCCUUCGUUCAAUGCAAUAUCGUUCGAGAGGAACCGAGACCAUCCGAUCCCUGUAGCUCGUCACCCUGCGGACUUAACAGCCAAUGUCGCGUGUCGAACGGACAGGCCAUCUGUUCUUGUUCGCCGACGUUCAUCGGAACCCCGCCAAUGUGCAGACCAGAGUGCACAGUCAGCUCGGACUGUGCUACCAAUCGCGCUUGCAAGAACCGUAAAUGCGUGGACCCGUGUCCGGGUAUUUGCGGUAUCAACGCGAGAUGCGAGGCGAUUAAUCACAGUCCGAUCUGCAGUUGCAAUCCUGGCUUGACUGGCGACCCGUUCGUCAGAUGUUUCAAAGUGCCAACCGUGUCCGAGCCAAUAAAUCCAUGCGUCCCGUCGCCCUGCGGUCCGUUCUCCGUGUGCCGCGUUCUCGGCAACACGGAGCUGCCCAGCUGCUCGUGCAUGGACAAUUACAUAGGAUCUCCGCCAAACUGUCGUCCAGAGUGCACCAUCGACUCCGAGUGCGGCAGCGACAGAGCCUGUUUGAGGCAGACGUGCGCGGAUCCUUGUCCAGGUUCCUGUGGUACAGGUGCACAGUGCCUUGUGGUGAAUCACAUGGCCGUCUGCACGUGUCCCAAGGGAUACACUGGCGAUCCGUUCGUCAAUUGCUUCGUAGAAACUUCUCCUUCGCCGGCAGUUCCUCAAGACGCCUGCAAUCCGUCGCCGUGUGGAUCGAACGCCGUCUGUCGCGACGGUACGUGCACUUGUCUGCCCGAGUAUCGCGGCGACCCUUAUUACGGAUGCCGUCCAGAGUGCGUCCAGAACCCAGAUUGCCCGCUAGACAAGGCUUGCAAUCGCAACAAGUGCUUCGACCCGUGCGUCGGCGUCUGUGGCCAGAACGCCGAGUGCGUGGUGAUAAAUCACACUCCCAUGUGCAAUUGUCCGGACGGAAUGUCGGGCAACGCGUUCGCCACGUGCUUCCCGGUGAAAGACCCCGUGCUAGUGCAACCCUGCGAUCCAUCGCCCUGCGGACCCAAUAGCAGAUGCCAAGACUUUAGCGGACAAGCGGUUUGCUCGUGCGCGCCAGGUUACAUUGGAAAUCCUCCCGCCUGUCGACCAGAAUGCAUAGUUAACAGCGAUUGCCCGUUGAACGAAGCCUGCGUGAACCUGAAGUGUAGAGACCCGUGUCCUGGAUCCUGCGGCGUGUCAGCCCGCUGCCAAGUGAUCAAUCACAAUCCCAUUUGCAGCUGUCCUCCGGUAUUCACCGGUGAUCCAUUCGUGCGGUGCUUAGUUAGACCGGAGGAGCCCAUGCCACCGACAAACCCGUGCCAACCGUCACCCUGUGGUCCCAACGCAGUUUGUCAAGUGAUCGGUAACCAACCGUCGUGCUCUUGCAGAGCAGAGUUCAUCGGAACGCCUCCGAAUUGCAGGCCGGAAUGUAUCAGUAACAGCGAGUGCAGUAGCCACUUGGCUUGCAUAAAUCGCAAGUGCAAAGAUCCCUGUCCAGGUUCCUGCGGCGCUAACGCGGAGUGUCACGUUCUAAACCACGUUCCAUCGUGCGCUUGCAUGAGAGACUACACUGGCGAUCCGUUCGUUCAGUGCUCCGCCAAGCUACCGGCACCAGGGGUUCCAACGCGACCUUGUCAACCGUCCCCCUGCGGAGCUAACACCAUUUGUCGAGAACAGAAUGGCAUCGGCUCUUGCUACUGCUUGACCGAAUACGUCGGCAAUCCUUACGAAGGAUGUCGACCAGAAUGUACCAUUCCAUCGGACUGUCCCUCGAAUUUGGCUUGUAUCAAUCUCAAGUGUCAGAAUCCUUGUCCCGGUUCUUGCGGAGCGAACACGAACUGCCAGGUUGUGAACAACUCGCCCGUGUGCUCUUGUAUGCCGCAAUACUCCGGUGAUCCUUACGUCGGUUGCGCAUACAAGAUGCCAUCCAUCGAAGAAGACGAGCCUGACGUGUGCAGGCCGUCGCCUUGCGGUCCGAAUAGUCAGUGUCAGAACGUGAACGGUCAAGCUGCGUGCUCCUGCUUGCCCCAGUACGUAGGAACCCCGCCUAACUGUAGACCCGAGUGCCUGGUGAACACCGAGUGCAACUCGAAUCUCGCGUGCGUCAAUCAAAAGUGCAGAGAUCCCUGCCUCGGCACCUGCGGUCGCAACGCCCAGUGCAAAGUCAUCCACCAUAGUCCGAUCUGCAGCUGUGGCAGCGGUUUAACAGGGGACCCGUUCGUUUUCUGUUUCCAAACUCCAAUAGCCCAACCAGUCGACAAAUAUCCGAGAGACCCGUGCGUUCCAUCCCCUUGCGGUCCAAACGCAAUGUGCAAACCGCUAGGCGACACACCAGCCUGCACGUGCAUGAACAACUACAUCGGCGUACCUCCCAACUGCCGACCAGAGUGCUCCAUGAACUCGGAUUGCACAGCCAAUAGGGCUUGCAUUCGAGAGAAGUGCCGAGACCCGUGUCCAGGAUCCUGCGGCAUCGGUACACGUUGCACGGUCGUGAACCACACGCCAUCCUGCACGUGUCCCUCGGGAUACACCGGCGACCCUUUCACCAGUUGCUCGCCCAUUCCACCACCCGGCAUGAUGGAUGUCCCGACAGACCGAUGCAACCCAUCGCCAUGCGGGCCAAACGCACAGUGCGACGACGGUAUUUGCACGUGUAUACGCGAUUACUUGGGCGAUCCUUACAGCAUGUGUCGGCCAGAAUGCGUGAUUAACACAGAUUGUCCCCGAAACGAGGCUUGCAUACUCCAUAAGUGCAGGGAUCCAUGCGCGGGAACGUGUGGAACGAACGCGGACUGUAACGUCGUCAAUCACUUGCCUAUGUGCAGUUGUCCAAGAAACAUGACGGGCAACGCGUUCGUAUCAUGCAACCCUCUGAAAGACACGAGCGUCCUCGACCCUUGCAAUCCAUCCCCGUGCGGCCCGAACAGUCACUGCCGCUCCUCGAACGGCCAAGCGGUUUGCACCUGUGUCUCUGGAUUCAAGGGAUCGCCGCCUUCCUGCAGGCCGGAGUGCGUCGUUAGCACAGACUGUUCACGCGACAGGGCUUGCAGCAACCAGAAAUGCAUCGAUCCUUGUCUCGGUGCUUGUGGACUUUCGGCACAGUGCACCGUCGUCAAUCACAAUCCUGUGUGCAGGUGUUUCGACCAGUACAUAGGCGAUCCGUUCGUCCAGUGCACACCACCUAGCAGAGUACCAGACGUUCCCGUGAAUCCUUGUCAGCCAUCAGCCUGCGGUCCGAACGCCGCGUGUCGAGUGAUCAAUAACGCGCCCUCGUGUUCGUGCCUCCCUGAAUUCAUGGGAAUCCCGCCAAACUGCAAACCCGAAUGCGUGAGCAACAGCGAGUGCCCGACGCAACAGGCUUGCAUCAAUCAGAAGUGUAGAGACCCUUGCCCUGGUUCGUGUGGCGGUAACACCGAAUGCAGGACAGUUAGUCACACUCCCAUGUGCACUUGCGCCAGUGGUUACACCGGAGAUCCAUUCGUGCAAUGCACGCUUCAGCCAAUACAAGAUAUACCAACCAGACUGAAUCCGUGCCAACCAUCUCCCUGCGGAGCGAACGCCGUGUGCCGCGAGUCCUACGGCUCAGCCCUUUGCACCUGCUUGCCCGACUUUUACGGGAACCCGUACGAAAACUGCCGACCCGAGUGUCUCAUCGAUUCCGACUGCUCGUUCAAUCGGGCUUGUAUACGAACCAAAUGUCAAGAUCCGUGUCCAGGAGCGUGCGGAUUCAACGCCGAAUGUCAGGUUGUCAAUCACAUCCCUACUUGCAGCUGUAGAUCAGGUUACACCGGUAAUCCGUUCCGAUCUUGCGCUGCCCUGGAGCCUUUCGAUCCAAGCGUUACCAACCCCUGCGUUCCGUCGCCCUGCGGACCCAACAGUCGUUGUCAGGACAUCGGCGGUCAAGCCAGCUGUUCCUGCUUGCCCAACUUCCGAGGAACCCCGCCCAACUGCAGACCAGAGUGCGUCGUUAGCACGGAAUGUCCCAGCAACCAAGCUUGCGUGGGUCAAAAAUGCGUCGACCCUUGCCCUGGCGUGUGCGGCGUGAACGCUAGAUGCGAAGUCUUCCACCACAGUCCCAUAUGUAGCUGCGGCGCGAGUCAGACGGGAGAUCCGUUCGUAAAAUGCUUCGCGAUGACACCGCAAGUUCCUGUAAAUCCGUGCGUGCCGUCGCCUUGCGGACCGUUCUCGCAAUGUCGGGACAUAGGGGGCAUCCCCUCCUGUACCUGUUUACCGAAUUACGUCGGCUCGGCCCCGAACUGUCGCCCCGAAUGUUCGAUCAACACCGACUGCACCAGCGACAAGGCUUGCAUCAGGGAAAAGUGCAGAGACCCGUGUCCAGGCUCUUGCGGAGCGAACGCGUUGUGCGAUGUCAUUAACCACACGCCGGCUUGCACUUGUCCCAGCGACUUUACAGGGGAUCCGUUUACCAGCUGCCAACCGAAUCCACCAAUUCUCCCCCCAGCGCCAGCACACCCGUGCAACCCGUCACCCUGUGGACCAAACGCGCUAUGCCAAAACGGAGCGUGUAGCUGCAUAAGCGAGUACCGUGGCGAUCCCUACGAAGGAUGCAACCCAGAGUGCGUGCAAAACUCCGACUGUACCCGCGACAAAGCCUGCUCCAACAACAAAUGCGUGGACCCCUGCGCCGGUGUCUGCGGUCAGAACGCCGAGUGCGUGGUCGUGAACCAUAUACCCACUUGCAGUUGCAUCGAAAAUCACGAAGGGGAUUCGUUCACCUUCUGCAGACCGAUCCAAAAGCGCGUGAAACCCUGCGAGCCCACGCCCUGCGGACCCAACAGCGUUUGCCGUGAAUUCGGCGAGCAAGCCUCCUGUUCCUGCCUCCCCGGAUACUUCGGAGCUCCUCCCAGCUGCAGGCCCGAGUGUCUCGUGAACACCGACUGCGAGCAGAGCAGAGCUUGCGUGAACGAGAGAUGCCGGAACCCGUGCGAGAACUCGUGCGGUCAGGGCGCUUUAUGCGCGGUACGAAAUCACAACCCCAUUUGCAGCUGUCCCGCCCAGUAUUCCGGCGAUCCGUUUAUCAGCUGCUUCCCCAUAAAACCCAAUGACGUCGCACCCAGCCUGGACCCGUGCAAUACCGCGCAGUGUGGACCGAACUCCCAGUGCACCGUGUCACCCAACAAUAAACCUUCCUGCAGCUGCUUGCCCGAGUUCGUAGGGUCACCUCCCAACUGUAGACCCGAAUGCCUCGUGAGCAGCGAGUGCCCUGGAAACCAAGCGUGCAUUAAGCAGAAGUGUAGCGAUCCCUGUGUAGGACUAUGCGGCCCUAACGCGCUCUGCCAAGUCGCCAUGCAUUACAUCCGUUGCGUCUGUCCCGAAGGAUAUACCGGGGACCCGGUCACAGUUUGUUCCCCGAUAACGACGACUCCUGCGCCACCGACGCCAUCGAGACCUUGCAACCCUUCACCCUGCGGCAGCAACGCUUACUGUCGGGAAAGGUACAACACCGCGUUCUGCGAGUGCCUGCCUGAUUACAGAGGAAACGCGUACGACGGCUGCGUUCCGGAGUGUCUGGCGAACACCGACUGUCCGAAGUCUCAAGCCUGCAUCAAGACCAAGUGUCAGGAUCCUUGCUCUGGAACGUGCGGCGUCGGAGCCAACUGUUUCGUGUCGAAUCACAUUCCCAUUUGCUCUUGCCCGGCCCCAACAAUUGGGGACGCGUUCACCAUUUGUCGAGCUGAAGAACCGAGAGAAAAAGAUCCGUGCUCUCCCUCUCCUUGCGGUCCAAACACCCUCUGCGAGAAGAUCGGUAACACAGCCGUUUGCAAGUGUCUGCCUGGUCUUCAAGGAGUAGCCUCGAGCGUCACAGGCUGUCGUCCAGAAUGCGUCAUCAGCUCCGACUGUCCAGGGGACAAAGCUUGUAUAAACAACAGAUGCAUCAAUCCUUGCACCCAGAACGUCUGUGGAAUCAAGGCGGUCUGCCAAGCGAUCAAUCACAGUCCUCUUUGCAGCUGCCCACCCCCGUUGAUCGGCAAUCCGUUCGAAGAAUGCACCAGCAAAUUCGAAACCGAUCCCUGCAGUCCGUCUCCGUGCAGUUACAACGGCGAGUGCAAAGUCAGAAACGGCGUCGCGGUGUGCAUCUAUCCAGAGUGCGUCAUCAACACCGACUGUCCACGCGACAAAGCCUGUUUCGCUCAAAAGUGCAAGGACCCCUGCAUCGACGCCUGCGGCAUCAAUUCUCUUUGUCAAACGGUUAACCACAAGCCUGUCUGCUCCUGCCCAGCUGGUUUCACUGGGAACGCCAGGAUACAAUGCGUCGUUCCACCAGCCGAUGUUCCGGCGCCAGAGUGCAGGCAAAAUUCCGAAUGCCCCAACGACAAGGCCUGUUACAACCAGAGGUGCGUGGAUCCUUGCACGUUGGACUCCUGCGGCUACAACAGCCGCUGCCAAGUGCUGCUCCAUCGAGCUGUGUGCGUCUGCAACGAAGGUUUCACCGGAAAUGCUCAGCAAUAUUGUAGCAAGAUUGGGUGUCGCGGGGACGGCGAAUGCCCGUUGACUCAAUCUUGCAUCAACAACGAGUGCAUCGACGCCUGUUUGGUGACUCAAUGCGGCACCAACGCGCUUUGCGCGUCGGACGGGUAUCACAGACCGCGAUGCUACUGUCCCGAGGGAUACCAGGGCAAUCCGUACCAAAUCUGCGAGAGACCGGAAUGUAACAACGACGACGAUUGUCCGGCUUCGUUAGCGUGUCGAGAUCAGAGAUGCGUGAACCCUUGCAACUGCCCGAUAUCCGCGCAAUGUUCCGUCGUCUACCAUCGUCCUACGUGUCGAUGCCCGCCAGGUUACACUGGCGAUCCUUACGCGUCGUGUCUGAUGGAACCGAUAGAGCCGCAACCCGAAUGCCAAGUGGACGGAGACUGUCCCAGUAAAUUGGGCUGCUUCGGUGGAAUCUGUAAAGAUCCCUGCGUCGAAACGAAACCCUGCAUCGCUGGCGCGAGAUGCUCCGUCGUGGAUACCUUGCCGAUGAGGACGAUGAUCUGCGAGUGCUUGCCAAAUUUCGCUGGCGACGCAACCAUCGCUUGCAUCCCAGUGGACAAACAACUCGACGCGAUCUGUCAAUCCGACUCCGAGUGCGCUUUGAACACGGCCUGCUUGCACCAACGGUGCAUCAACCCUUGCGUCAUCAGCCCGUGUGCAUCGAAUGCAGAAUGCGCGGUGGAGAAUCACCGUCGCCAGUGUCACUGUAAUACAGGAUUCUCCGGCGAUCCGUUCAUGAACUGCUACAGAGGCACCGACGGAUUCCCUGACUGCACGACGAAUUCCGACUGUUCGUCCAACGCGGCCUGCAUAAAUCAGCUGUGCCAGGAUCCGUGCCUGGGCUCGCAGUGUGGAUUAAACGCGGAGUGCGUCACGACGAACCACCAUCCGACGUGUCACUGUCAACAGAACUUCGCGGGUGAUCCUCAACUGCAGUGCUUCAAACCUGAAUGCAAGUCAGACAGCGACUGUCCCUACGACAAAACGUGCCAGAACAGCAACUGCGUUACUCCGUGUCUGGUCGACGACAUUGCAUGCGGUCGUGGCGCGGAGUGCGUCGCAGUCUCGCACAGAGCGCAAUGCAUCUGUCCGCGAGGUACCCAGGGUGACCCGCGAAUAGCUUGCAUCUCGGCGGUGUGUCACUACAACGAGGACUGUGCCGAUCACGAGGCCUGCGACAGACUGAAUAGAGUCUGUAGACCUGUUUGCGACGACGAGGUCUGUGCGGACACAGCCAAAUGCGUCGCCAGGGACCAUCAGCCUAGAUGCAUUUGUCCCGCAGGAACCUCUGGCAAUCCGUACAUCGAAUGCACCGGUGUCUCCAUCGAACCGGGAUGCAGGGAAGACGGCGAGUGUCCGUCGUAUCUGGCCUGCAUCAACGCCAAGUGUCAAGAUCCUUGCCUGUCCGCGAACAUGUGCACCGGCGAUCAGGAAUGCAAAGUGUUGAACACCGUGCCUCUUCGUACGAUGAUCUGCAGUUGCCCUCCUAACACAAUCACCGACGUAAAUGGACAAUGCAGGAUUAUUGAAUCACCGAACGUUCAGUGUCAUCAAGAUGAUGACUGCAGUAAUUCGGAGAAGUGCAUCAGCGGAACUUGCAUCGAGGCUUGCCUCGCCAUUCAGUGUGGGCUGAACGCUCAAUGCAAAUCCACGUCUCACACAGGAAUCUGUCAGUGCGCGCCGGAUUUCACUGGCAACGCCUACCUGGAGUGCGUCAGAAGUCCCGUCACACCGCUGCCACCGAUACGUCCAGAGUGUUACACCAACAGCGAGUGCUCCGGCGACAGACAGUGCUUAAACUCUUUCUGCGUGAAUCCGUGCGUCGUCGCCGAUCCUUGCGGAAGAAACGCCCUCUGUUACGUGAACAACCACGUGCCGAUCUGCAGGUGCCCCGUCAACUACGAGGGCGACGCCAGAAUCAAUUGCAUACCGCCGAGCAUCGUGGCAGAGUGUCAGUCGAACAGCGACUGCGCGGGGAAUGCUGCCUGUGUCAACAGCUUGUGCAUCAAUCCCUGCAAUUGCGGUCCAAACGCGAACUGCAACGUCGCGGAUCACUAUCCAUCUUGCGUGUGUCCGCCUGGAUAUUCCGGGAACCCUCAACUCGGUUGCUUCAAACUGGAUUGCGAAUCGGACAGCGAGUGCAACGACGCAGCCACGUGUUACAACGGCCAGUGCGUGAAUCCUUGCAUCCUCGAGAACAAGUGCGCUAUCAACGGUGAAUGCUACGGCCAAAACCACCGAGCAGUUUGUCGUUGCGGUCCCGGCUACCUAGGCAAUCCCGAGGUCCAUUGCGAGAGGAUCGAGUGCAGCACCGAUCACGAUUGUCCUCGAAACUUGGCCUGCGACAGCGGACGCUGCGUGAAUCCAUGCAUAGGGGACUCCCCUUGCGCGCAGAACGCCAUUUGCUACGUCCAGGAUCACCUCGCCACCUGUCGUUGUCCAGAUAACCUGCCGAUCGGAAACCCGUACUCUUACUGCGAGCAUCGUCCUACGACGGAGCUCGACGAACCAGAAUGCAGAAUCGACAUCGACUGCGCCGACAAACUAGUGUGCAUCAAGAACAGAUGCAUCGAUCCGUGCCCUGUGAUCAAACCCUGUCCGGAGAACGCUCGGUGCAACGUACUCGACACCGUCCCUGUUAGAACGAUGACGUGCACUUGUCCCGAAGGCUGGACCACCGACGUCGACGGUGUCUGUAGACCAAUUCAAAUAACCACCAUCGGUACCUGCACCACGAACGACGAGUGCGGAGACAGCGAGGCCUGCGUCAACAGACAGUGCAGGAACCCCUGCAACUGCGGCACCAACGCCGUCUGCCGCGUGAGGAACCACAAGCCCGUCUGUUCCUGCGACGAAGGCUAUCAGGGUAAUCCAGACAUCGUCUGCCACUCCGUGGAGUGCAGAUCGGACAGCGACUGUACCCUGGACAAGACCUGCGUUGGCCACCACUGCGUGGAUCCUUGUCUGGUGUCCGACACUUGCGGCGUGAACGCCGAAUGCUUCCCCAAUAACCAUAAGGCCGACUGCCGUUGCCGCAAGGGCUACCACGGAAACGCUUUGGACCGUUGCAGAGUGAUCGGUUGUUACAGCAACGGAGACUGUCCCGGCGAUCACUCCUGCAUCAAUCUGCAGUGCGUGGACGCGUGCGUCCACAGCAACCCUUGUUCGCCACUGGCCGAGUGCCGAGUCUUCAACCAUCUCCCCAUAUGUCGUUGCCCAGCCCAACACACGGGCAAUCCUUACGUAAACUGCAAGCCAGAGGACAGACCGGAGUGCAAAGAGGACGGCGAUUGUCCAGAUACCCUGGCCUGCUUGAACAACAAGUGCCAGAAUCCUUGCACCGCCAUCGAGCCGUGCACCGAACCGUCCGAGUGCAGGGUCUUACCAACUUACCCUGUUCGCACCAUGGUCUGCGUGUGCCCAAGCGGCUACGUGAGCAGCGGCAGCGGAACCUGUCGAGCCACCAAACCGAUCCUCCCCAUCGAAUGCACCAGAGACAACGACUGCCCUUCGGAGAAGUCGUGCGUGAACGCCGUGUGCAAGAAUCCUUGCGCCUGUGGACCUAACUCGGAGUGCACCGUCGCCGAUCACAAGCCAAUUUGCUCCUGCGAACUGGGUUACGACGGAAAUCCCGACGUGGCGUGCACCAAAGUUGUCGGAUGUCGCACCGAUGGCGAUUGCAGCGGAUCGCACGCCUGUGUACAACACAGCUGCGUUCCUGUGUGCUCGCAAUCGCCGCCAACCUGCGGCAAGAACGCCGAGUGUCACGGUAUCAACCACAAAGCCAUCUGCGAGUGUCCACCCGGGCUCGGAGGGAACCCGAGAGUCGGUUGCACUCUCCUCGGCUGCAGAACCAACUCGGAUUGUCCCACGAACAAGGCCUGCAUCAACAGCCGCUGCGAGAAUCCGUGCACGGUGAAUCCUUGCACUGGUAACCUGGAUUGCAACGUUUACAACCACGUGGUCGAGUGCGCUUGUCCUCCUGGUUACAUCGGCGACGCUAACUCGGGAUGUACCAAACUCACAGAGAAGUGUAAAGCAGACAACGAGUGUCCAUCUCAGACCGCCUGCUUCAACGGCGAGUGCAUCAAUCCAUGCGUGAAGAUCGAGCCUUGCGGAGUGAACGCGGACUGCAAGGUUCUAGACACGAGCCCUGUGAGGACCAUGAUCUGCGAGUGCAUCCCUGGUUACAGAGGAAACGCGGUCGUCCGCUGCGAAAAGACCGACGUCUGUCCGGUAGAGAAAGGCCAAGUCCGCGACGAGACCGGUAACUGCGUCUGUCUACCCGGUUCGGCUAAGGACGAGAACGACAUUUGCAUACCCUGUCGCAAACAGGCUGGAAUGGUCGUCAACGAAGAAGGAUACUGCGUGUGCGCUUUGGAAAAUGGCAUGAUCAUCGACGAGUACGGUCGUUGCGUGUGUCCAACGGAACACGGGUAUAGACUGGACGCCAAUGGAUAUUGUAAAUUAGUCGACAUCAUCGAAUGCAGAACCGACGACGACUGCGCUGAUAACAGACACUGCGACCCGACCAGCCGAACCUGCGAAGAUCCUUGCCUGGCGCAACUGUGCGGCGUGAAUGCUCUCUGCAAUGCCACCCGUCAUCAAGCUGUAUGCACGUGCAUCAGCGGCUACAGCGGAAACGCUUACAAUCAGUGUCACAACAUAAACCGAGGGCGUACCGACUUCCCCAGACCGGACAUAAUCGUCAGCUGCUUGUCGGACGGGGUACAGGUUCUGAUACACCUUCUGGACGACGAAUUCGACGGCGUCUUGUACGUCAAAGGUCGCAGCAAAGACGAACAGUGCAGACGAGUCGUUUCCAUUUCUUCGGAAACCAUGCACAAGACCGAAAUAUUCAAGGUGGCGUUUGGAAAUUGCGGACUGAUACACGUAAACGGACAAGCCAGCUUUGUACUGGUUAUACAAAAGCAUCCUAAAUUGAUGACGUACAAGGCACAAGCCUAUCACAUAAAAUGCAUAUACCAAACCGGUGAACAGAACGUCACGCUCGGAUUUAAUAUCUCUAUGCUGACAACUACUGGUACCAUUGCAAACACCGGUCCACCGCCGAUCUGCUUGAUGAAAAUCGUCACCCAGAGCGGAAACGAGAUCAACUCCGCCGAAAUUGGGGAUAAUCUGAUGCUGCAAGUCGAAGUCCAACCUUCCAGUAUUUACGGUGGAUUCGCUCGAAAUUGCGUUGCCAAGACGAUGGAGGACAACCUGGAGAACGAGUACAUCGUAACGGAUGAGAACGGAUGCGCGACAGACCCAACGAUAUUUGGCGAGUGGGAGCAGAAUCCUGAAACGCAGGCGUUGAUGGCCAGCUUCAACGCGUUCAAGUUCCCAAGUAGCGAUAAUAUUCGAUUCCAGUGCAAUAUCCGCGUUUGCUUUGGACGUUGUCAACCCGUGAAUUGCCGAGGAUACAACGCGUUUGGUCGCCGUAGACGAGACGUGGAGUCCGAAGUAAACGACACGUCUUUGAGCAUCGCGGACAACUUUGAGGGACAACUUAGAGAAGAAAUAACCAUUCAGUCGAAUCUGAUAUUCACUCUGGACGGAAGAGAAGAAAGGCAUCCAGGGAACGCACCAGAAACUUCGGCGCAAAGAGUGGAGGACAUAUGUGUUUCUAUGGUCGGCUUUGUGAUAGCAUUAGUAAUUACAGCACUCCUGGCACUAGUCGCUGUAGCUAUUGCUGUAUCAUGCUGGCUAAUGGCGUAUCGUCGCCAGCCAAAGACUGCUGGACCACUGCCACAUCCACCAGAGUUCCCAAAUCCGCUGUUCACUACUGAAUCUGUAGCUGAACCAUCUCCUGAUUAUCACCUAUCAUAAGUCUUCUAGGAUAAUUAUUAUUUUAUAACGUAAUUUUAUAAUGGUCAAUUGGAACGCAUUUCUGACCACAUCUCCUGGUGGUCGGUUUUGUAUUUCUAUGAACGACUCCUCCAAUGACUAGCCCUCCGUACUUUCCUCCCAAGGGUUCACAAUAACCGCGUCAUAUGUUCACUGUUAUAUAUUAUAUAUAUGUAUGCGAGUAUCCUAAAUCACGAUAUAUAUAUAAUAUAUAUAUAAAGAUAUAUCUACUAUUUAUGGUGAUGGUUGCUUCCAUUAUCUAAACAUGAAAAAUUGUCCGGCAUACCUUUUUUCUUUCUGAACUAUCCCCAGUAUUUAGUCAUUGGAAGAUUCGUUGAGCGUAACACUGCGAAUGUAAUUCCCGUGUAAAGUCAAACGAAUUAGUCUAAUAUAGCUUUCUUACUUCGAAAGUAGGUAACUGUACAUUUUCUCUAAUAAAACGCUAAUGUAAUAUUUUUAAAAAAAUAUUUUUCACUGAUUCCCCGAAAGAAACACAUAACAAAAAAAAAAUGUACAUAUCGAAUUGAGUAACCUCCUCCUUUUUCGAAGUCGGUUAAAAAGAAACGUUCUACUAAGGUAAGUGUCGCACAUUAGAAAAUAUUUAUGCGUAUAUCUCUGCGUAGUGUAAAAUAAAGUCUCUGGUAAGCGUCAGUCUGUUGAAAUUGUAUUCUCAACAGGCAAGUUAAGGUGAUUGAAGUUGACCUAAGCG
Molecule: messenger RNA, 54427 nt
Organism: Hylaeus volcanicus
Lineage: Eukaryota; Metazoa; Arthropoda; Insecta; Hymenoptera; Colletidae
Gene: dpy
Exons: 168
Coding region: 952-53700 (17582 amino acids)
Cellular component (GO): nucleus
Molecular function (GO): calcium ion binding; zinc ion binding
Source: RefSeq, a predicted model, not a curated record